GCGCAUGCGCAGCCUCCACUGAAAACCACAUGCGUCUCUCCGCUCGGCUCUCUCCAGUCAGUGCCAAAGCGGAGAGAUGCGCACACUGACUGAGGAGGAGGACACCACCGCAGCAGCAGCAGAGAAAUGCGAACGUCUCCGUGCCAGACCCGGCGUUAGCUUCACCUCCCGUCACCCCUGACCCGCCUGCCAACACGAUGGGUUAGAGGGAACAUGGCUAACUUUCCUACACUUUGCAUGUCACGGGAAAUGUCCUGCGUUGUGUGGAGAGCCGUGCAACCGAGCGGCUGAACUGAUAGCACAAAAACCCAGAGACUUGACAAGAGGAAGAGAGAGGGAAGGGGGAACCCGAUUCCAGUCUUUUCUAGCCCAGUUUUUUCUCCCAUUUCGGGGUUUUGAGAGAUGAUCACGGAGCUGGUGUGCACCGCCGUGGCUGUGGGUCUCUAUCUGAACACGCUGGACGCGGAUUUCUGCUACGAUGACAGGUAGGUUUCACCCACAGAGAGCAACGCUGCCAACAACACCAUCAUCCGCUCCUCCACUUGUCAUCUCCUCCUGUUACCUCCUCACGGAAGCGCAGAGAGGGGGGGACUGGUCUUUGCAUGUGCUUUUGUAGCCUGUAAUAAAUCACUGCUCAUUUGUCUGCUGGUGCUAAAGACACAAAGACAGAGGGGGAGGAGGAGUGUGAUGAAACCUGACUGUAAAAUUAGAGUAACAUCACUAAAACAUGCCUGCAGUGGUGUGUCCCCAGAACUUGAAACUGCAUUAUGAUGAUAAUUGAAUUCACAUUUCUUUCUUUCUCCUCAAAGUGACUAAAGAGAGCCUGAACUUUCAUCUUCCUCUUCUUGGGUAAAAGAGUAAAGGAGGUGAAGUUCAACACGUUGUAAAUGUAAAGCAGCUCUGCUCCAGCUGCCUGCUGCUCCCAUGAAGCGCUUCAGAUGCUCUUUGUGUUGAUGAAGCGCAUGUGCCUGUUACAACAAUGCCUGCACCCAGGGGAAUUAAAGCUAAUUUAAAACGGGACUUUAACAGCUGAACAAACAUGUCAACAGCACUGAGCUGCUGAGGGAGUUUCUUUGAGUUUCCAGGCUGAACUGACUGAUGGUGAUGUACAGUGGAGGUGAUGAAACACAGGAAACAAAGGGUCCAAGAGAACAUGUCAAGAAGAAGAAGGAGAUGAAUAUCAGAUGAUUAUAAGAUAACUCAGAGCCUUUAUAUUUUUUAAUUAGUUCAUGUGAAAGUUAUCCACUUUUAAGGAUUUAAAAAUAACUUGGUAUCACAUGUAAUGUCUAAAAAAAUCCCCUGAGACAGUGGUUCUCAACUGGUUUCACUCUCACAUUUUCCCAUGGUUCUUAAGUCGCACCCACUUUUAUAAAAUUCAAACCAAGCAAAUUUAUUUUUAUAAAAAAAACCUUUUAAGACUCAAAUCUUUAACAUAAAUACUCAGUUUUUAUUGAGUACAGUGUAUUUCAGAGCACAUGAACUGAGGACAACAACUACUAAAGUUGCAUUUAAAGAAAAUAUCAAAUGUCUAAUUGCACAAAAUAGAGACUAUGCAUUCAGAACAUAUUCAGAAGAACCUGAGGAUGAACAAAAGUGAUACCAGAUUGCACAAAAUAAAGACCAAAAAAAUGUAUCUUUACUGCAUUCAGGCCACAUUAAUAGGAAACCAAGGAGGACCACAGCAUAAUGUGUGCCUUUCGAAAUAAGAUAUUUUUCAAAAUAAAAGACAUGUCAAACAUCAGAUGCACAUUAAAUUUCUACUUUUUGACCAGCUGUUCACGACCCAUCCAGAAUGACCCACCAGUUGAGAGUCACUGCCCUAAGAGAAUCAGCUGUUGGUUGCAUACAGUAAAAAAGAGCAAAAACAAAACAAAAUAGAUAAAUGGGGGUUAUUUAAAAAUGCUAAAAGAGGCAAAUCCUGUACUUAGAUAUUUUCUACUUAUUAAAUUUCAAACAACCUAAAUUUGCAUUCCUAAGACAUACACUUUUAUAUCGUGCCUAUUCUUGUAACUCUUUUGCCUAAUAUGAGAAUUUACUCUCAAGUUUGUUGUAAUAUCAACUCUUGUAGUUAAAAAAAAAAAGUGACAUUUUUGGGGUGACGGGGCUUAGCUGUAGGCAGAACCUCUGCAACCCUUCAGGCAUGUUUAUAGUAUUAUCUUGUGAGUUUUAUUGGCUUCUUUUUUGACUGUGGCAGAAGAUAACACGGGUCCCUCUGAAUAUAUGAGGUCACUUAUUGACAAAUGGGAGCACACAUGCGCUCAGUGGUGUAGUGGGAAUUUUGUAGCUUAUGAAGUUCAACAUCACCACCCAGAGUUAAAGUGUGUGCUGAACUGCUAGACUGCAAGUAACACCAGUUUUAACUUUUCAGUCGACUGUUUCUUCUGCUACUUAUUAUUUAUCAUUCGGCAGUCAUGCGUGGAAUAAUUAAUGCAUCACGUUUUUGGCAUCCACACAAAAGAGAAAAACAUGAUUUUCAAUUCCUUGACAAUCUCUCAGAGUGCCUGUCACAGACCUGUGCUUGUAGGAAUAAUCGUAUUUCAUGUAAAUGUUGCUCAACAGCUGGCUUUCUGUAGAAAAUGCUGAGCUGAGCUGGACACAGUUCCUUCUUCUGUUUAUGGGCAUGACCAGUUCUGGCUCGUGCAAUCUGAGUUUAAUAAACGGCCCUUUAUCAAGUAUUAAAUCACAGGUAUGCAGAGUAUGUGGUCGAUUCCUCUGAGGGUGGAAAGAAUGAUUUGACAGUGAACAGGUCGCCUCCCUUAUUCGUUCACAGUGGUUGCCGUCUGGUAUGCAUCUCAAGACACCCCUUAAAGGUCAGAGAUCCCCUCACUUUACUUUCAGCGUCAUUGUUGACCCCUGUGUGUGAGUAAGACGGAGUGUUUGUGCAAGUGAAUGAAGAGGAGCAGUGGAGAAACAUGGAGUGGUGGUCGAAAUGAGCUCCAUCUGCCGUAUCCAGUUCCAUCGCACCUUGCCAAGUAUCCCAGUAAAGCACCCAGUGGCUGCUCAUCCAUCAGCCUUGUCCGAACAUGCGACGGCGACUCUGCAAGGUUGUCAAGAAAGCCCUUUAGUGACAUAUUACCUGCAGAGCUUUCUUACUUGUUUCAACCCACGCUUUCGCUCCAGUCCCGUCUGUGAAAGUUCAGUAUUCGCCAAUGUUUCAUAUCUAUCAAAGUCAAGAUGGUAAUUUACGCUCAGGGGGGAUGGACACCGGCGUCUUGGUUCAGCACUCUUAGGUGGAGGAGGUUGAAUACCAAUCAGAGGUCCAACCUCCCCGGUCGUUCAUCAAACGGUGUCUUCUCUUAGGGUCAAGAGUCGUGUGCUUUCAGUUCUCUUCCCUCAGGGAUUAGACCGAGAGCUACGAGCAUAAGGUCAAAGCACGACAAAGAUUGAGGUGGAGGAGUGUUACGCUAAUCAUUGUGGUCUGGGCUUGUACGAUCUCAGAACUCAAUGUGAACAUUUGCACGGUGGCCAUUUUUAUCUAAUAUGCUCAUGUUGGAAAAUGUAAAGCUUGGAUAAUAAAUUAUUUCAAUUCAAUCAGGCCAAAAUGGUGAAAUGGUGCAAAGGUCCUCACAGGAAGAAGUGGGGUUCCAAAUAAUACAAGAUAGAUUGAAGUCUUGUCAAAUCCAAAACAAAUGCGUUAUUUAAGUACUUACUAGUGAACAUAAUGUAAGCUGACUUAAAAGAAAAUGUGACUUAUUUAUCCAACUGGAUGGUAACUCUGUUAGCAACUAAAAAGGGUGAUAACAUUAAAUCAUUUAAUUGACUAAACCUGCACAUCCUCAGUCAUGACACCAUUAAAGGUUCCCACUUUGAGCAUGUCAUCAGAUGUCAAUGAUUGCCUUUUAAUCUGAUAAAUCGGUCAUCAUCGUCUACUUAUUAAAAGCCUCCUAGAAUGACUGAGAACUCUACUGUGGGCCAUCAGUUAUCCAGGAAAAUGAUUUGGGACUUCCGGCUCUUGUUUUCUCUGUUUUUCUACUCAUCAUUAUUAACAGUCUAAAUGGCAACUCGAUAUGCAGACUGAAACAGGUGAUUAUAGGAACCAGACUGUCAGCUGCUCUCAUACCAGAUGUGUGUGAGAUCAAUAAAAAGCCAAAUCAUCUUCAGAGGACAGCUAAUGAGUAAGGUCUGAGUCAAUCAACUCUUUGCUUUCUUGGUCUCCUCGUGGACUUUUUAUGCAGAUAAAGCUUUAGAAAUACUUGUACAUGACUAUCAGUGGGACCAAUAUUGCUCUAGAUAUCGAAGAUCUUGUCCUUCAUGUCCAGAUUCUGUAUUCACAGCAAUAUCCAUAAAGAAGUACGCUGAAAUAACUUGUUUGUUAAUGGACACAUUUAUUUCUGUCUACAUUUUCUCACUCAGAGAGCUGAGGCGACCUCAUCCGAGGCUUGUGUUCAAACUCUUGUUGCAUGUCACAAAUGGUUCAAAGACAAGAUGGCAGAGCAGAUAGCUCUUCUUCAUCCAGACACUUCAGCUUUCUUGGAUGUCUUGGCCGGUCUCUGCUUUUUCAAUCAUGUCAAGUGUUUUUCCUGGGCACUGCUCAGGGCUCAGCCAAGCACUCUCUUGGCCAAUGGUAAUCCCAAUGAAAAGACUCUGCGUGUGAAAUGACUAAGUUUUAUGGGAGCAGGGAGAUGACUCGAGCCAGGCUAUUUUUUUUUUCUAUUCAAGGGAAAAUAUUGAGAUGUGAUCUUCUGGUUUAGGCUUCUCUCCACUCCAGCCAGGGGUAUUCACGGUGCUGAUAUGUUCAUGUUUGUACAGGCGGUUGGAUUGAUAGCUUGAGAGUUGUGGUCACGGUUUUGGAAAUACUCUGACCGUCACCUCUGAACUCGCCUUUUAAUACCUGUCAUCAAGUCUUUUGACAGGUUAACAAAUGAGACUCUCCAUGAUGCAGCAUUUCAGUGAUACUGUUUUAACACAGUUUGGCAAUUCAACCCUAUAAUGGACGCUUUUACAAGGAGGAUUCAGAUAUAAUUUAAUAGACACCGAGACUGAAGCAAGGACAAGAGAUACAGGCAGCAACACUGCGAAAUGAAAUGCAUCCUAAGUGGCUUUUAGCAUCCCGAGUCGUGCAUUUGAAAACAUCUGUGACCCCAAUCACGUCACACACCCUCUCUGUAACUGAGAAAUGCAUUAUGGUCCCUCUGGGGAUUGGACUGAAAACAUCCUCUCUCUUUUUUUGUUUUGUCUUAGAAAAGUAAAUUUGUGGGUUUGGUGGGGCAAGGAUUCCAACAACUGGCACAUUUCUCUCUCUAUGAUUCCAGUUUUAUUCCCCGUUUGAAUCAUCUCCAUUGUUAACACAGAUAUAAAUGGUUACAUAUGACACCGAGUGACUCUGAGGUGACUUGAAAGAAGCACCAAAAUUAAGUCACAAGAUCACAAAGUCUGUUGGCGCCAACAUCUGCUUCUCCUCUAGCCUGGUCUUGAGGUUGACCAAUAAAUGCAUCAAUAUGGGAUUGUCUUUAAGCAGCACCCUUUCAUCACUGUUCAAACCGUAGUGCCUACAGUGGAAGUGCGAUCCAACCGCCUUUGUGUAUUUUAACGCUGCACUGAGUUUAACCCUCUGGAUACAUCUGAGCUGUUUCCCUCAAACCCCCAAUAAGCUUGAAAGAAAAAUAUUUUGAAUGAGAUGUAAUUCCUCAUUGAAUUACAUCUCUGAAUCUUAAUGUACCAGGUACGGAAAAGUAUGCUGCGUUAAUAACAAGCAUUGUUUCCUGAGGAAUGUACACUUGCUUGUAUCAACUCAGAUAAGGGACGCAGUAAAUUCAAUCAAUCUAAAGCGGUGGGCCAGUUUUUUAUUACAGCUUCUGGUUGUUUCCUUUCUUAUAGUGAUUAACAGCGAUUUAUUGCUCCAUGACCAGUGUGGGGCAGGCUACAGGAAAACAGGGACAAGGAAUCAAAUCAAUUUGCAAUGAAUUAUUGCGUGUUGAAAAGAUAAUAACAUGCCGUACCUAUUACAGAAUACUAUUAAAUUGCAUCCUUUUGGUUACUUGGCCAAGUUCUGAGCAUUCCCACCCAAACGAUACAUUAGUGGUAUUUGAAGCUGCACUAUUCGUUAUUUAACAUGACAGUUUUGAAUAAGGUUUUAUAGCCCACUUUUUCUCUGGUUCACCACUUUUUGGUAGUUCUUGUCAGCUACAACUGGCAGCUGUAAUAAGUUAAGUUGGUGGAUAACUUGAAGAAUGAAGUGACUAAAAGACAGACAUUUCGAACCAAAGUUGGUGGAGACAAACUCAAUGUUGGAUUUAGUGUUCGAAUCAAAUUUUUGACAGAAGUGCGCCUCCCUCCACUACAGUAGGUGGCAACGUGCCCCCCUUUCAGUCCUAUUGGAUCGUCUCCUGGUUGAUGUAUUACCUAUCAAAACAAUCGACAUAAUGAGGCCAAAUAGUGUACGCUCAACGAUAAAAACACAACCUCUUUAGUUGUUGGGUAGGACUGUUUUGUCUUUUUCUUAACAUACUCCAGAUUUUGUUUACCACCUGACCUCCGGCUUCAAGUCCAGCAUGGAGCAUGCAAACAACAGUUAGGUCAGUUUAAAGGUGGGGUAGGCAGGAUCUGAGGAAGUGCCAGUUUUUGGGAGGAAUCUUGAAUGUAAACACGACUCCUCCCAACCAGUUUCCCCCUCAGCUCCUCCUCUCCCCCUGUCUCUGCUCCAGCAAGCCCCACCCACAAAGACACACUCCUACUCGCUUGUAUCGUUUCAAUUCAGAUUUAAUGCAGAUAAAUACUAAAUGAGGCCCAGUCAAUGUGACAGUAAAAAGCAUUACUGUAGAUGCCAACAGACACUAGCAAACACAAUGUUUUCAGAACUUUUACAAUGAGGAUAAAGUGACAUACUCCAGGACCCAAGGUAAACAGUUUAGCGGUGCUACAACACGCAGCAGGUCCCGUUUGACAAGAAACACUUCUGUUACAGACACUUGGCUUACUUUGUUAAAGCGGUUUACCUGUCCAGCAGAAAGGUUACAGGGUCUUUAAGAUCCCGAAGCGUCCCCCAUCAUUUAUGCUGAUGUUGACCCGGUUUCUUAGUUCUUGUCCGGUCUACCUCCGUUUUAAGCACCCGUUAUUCCACCAGAGUCUCCAGUAUUUGCUUCAUUUUAUUGCUUGUGCUUUCCGUACUUUCUGGUCACAACUUGAGGGAGCAGCUUCUGCCUCACAACCAAUCAAGUUGGGAGAGGCAGAGAUUGGCUUUGUUUACAGUCAGAAAGAGCGGGCCGCUCAAAAAAAUUAAAACGUUGACUACACAGACAUAACAAAGCACAGCAAUAUUGUUAUAUUACCAAAUGUCAUCAAUAACUAAUAGCUAUUGACUGAUAUUAAAAGCUUUUUUGUAUAUACACCACAAAAAAACUCCUGCCUACCCCACCUUUAAGUCCAAUUGAGCCACAAACACCGAAGAGAAAAUCAACCUCAUUAUUUAGGUAAAAGUUUGAUUCAGUGUGAUUUCAGUUGGACUACUGUUUUCACAUGUUUUUGAAAGUCCAGUUUCAAUCAGACUAAGACAAUAGAUAAUUUUUUUGAAGAACAUGUUGAUGCACUGAUUGAUAGCUAGCUAACAGCAAGCUAGCCAAGUAGACAGUAACUGGAAGGCUAGGUAAACACAAUAAAAUGAAAAGUAUUGGCCUUGAGUCAGUCAUGUUCAGGCUGGAAACAAGACUUUCUCCCCCAAAUAUUGUAGCACAUGCGCACACCUGGAUUAAACAACAGUAACUCCUGUUAAUGGCUCAAUUUAAAUAUAACUUAUCUACUCAGAAAAAGCUAAGCUAAGCAACAGUUAAACAUCUUUAGUCGUGUUCAAUCAAGAGCAUCCAUGUUAUCGCUGAGCCAACUCCAUUUUCAUAAUAGCUCAUAAUUGCCGUCUCAUUUGGGUUUGCACCUCGGAGGCUCACUGUUUGGUUGUGGCCCACCAUGUUGCCAGGAAUCCCUGCGCCUCUAGUUGAAUAAUUAUCUAAAAAACAUGUGCCCUAGUUGUGUUGGGGCUAUUUAAGUAACAGUAUGUGCUUGAAGCAGAUAAAUAUUAAAGGAAGAAGUAGGCCAAUGAAACGAGAGAGCGACCUCUCUUGUGUGUUGAAUGUGUGAUACAGCUUGUGUCUGUCAGGAGGAAUUUACUCCAUUAAGUGUCAAAGAAGCGAGCGGCAGAGUUCAAGUGAACAACGUGGAGAGUAAAACUGAUGAGGGAAGUGUUUAUGAAAAGAAAUUUAGGUUGGUUUUGAGGUAGGAAGUUUUUAACCACUUUUGCAUACACAAAGGAUUAUUUUUUGACUCAUUGGCCACAAACAGAGUUAUGCUUUGGAAGUGCUCUCGCACUUAGUGCCUCCCCAGUUUUGUUAGUGGAGGGCUGAGAGUAUCAGCCGAACAAUUGGAAGGCGGGAGCGAAGAGUCUCAUCUUGAUUACUCGCAGAUUUAUUCAUGAAAGCACUUAGUGGUCAACUUUGCAGAUGUUGUGGCUUUUAAACAGCUUUAAAGCCACAAAUGAAGUCCUGAACCCAGUAUGGUGAAUGGGUUGAAUUGAAUUACUCUCAGGGUUCAUAAUGGUUUCUGAGGCAACGUUGACGGAAAGAAAAAAGCAAAAGAUGAGCAGAGACAGAGACAUGAGAUGUUAAAGCCUAUCCUCUUGGGCUGGGAUUAGCUCCAGCUUCUAUGAUCCUUAAAGGGGCAGGAAAAACAGUCUCCUGGCGAACAGAGAGCUGGCCUGGCUUGGUCCUUGUAAACCGGGGUUACUGAAGCACGCAUAGGGCACUAUUAUUAUGGAAGAUAUAGUCAUGAUGAACUGACUGUCUUUCUCCUUGGACUUCCAUCUGCUUUAGUGAUGAAGACAUUGAAGCUUUGAGGGGCUGUUUCAGUUUAAGACUUUUGGAGGCCUUUGUUUAACGAACUUAAAGUGGACUUUUGGAGAAGCUGCUGUCCAGAGUUAGUCGUCAAAACAAACUCUCAGUUUCUUGUUGUAAUUGCCAAUGGGAUUAGCUUUUUUUUCCAACUCACUGCUGGUGUAUCAAAUCAAGGCAAAAAUUAAAACCUGCCUUUAAAGCUCCUGUGAGGAACUUUUAGCUUAGUCAAUUUUGGCGCCCUCUGUCGCAGCUUUUGCUUACCUUUGUCUUAACAAAACCAACAAACAAACAAAAAAAAAUAUCAACUGACAUCUGAAAGUCAAAUGAAUUAUUUAUUUUUAGUCGUGUAUAUUACAAAACAGGGUUGUGUCUUCUGGUAUUUUGCUGACACCUACCCCCUCACACCAGUUUCAGACAAUAAAAUAAAAAAUGUAAGUCAUAAUUGGAUGAUUUCACAAAGGGCAGGUCCAUGUUUUAUACAGUCUAAAGUCGAUUUCUGAGUUCUCUCUAACUGUUUGACUUUAUUAAACUCUUGCUUUGGGGAGUAAACUUAUCUCACUGGGAUCUUGGUUUGUUUAUUUUUAGUUUGUCCCUCCUUGUCCCAUUGGUUCCCAGUGAUGCAUGAGGUUGCUGCUCACCCCUGGCUGGCCCUCGGUCUUUGCGGGCUGCAGUCGACCCGCCUGUCUGCCAAGACAUGACCGCCAAACCUCAGUCCCAUGACCCUCCCUUCAUAGACGCUGCACCCACAGUAUGAGGAUCCCAAAACACUUUGUAUCCACGGACAACCAGGGUUUACGUGAUUCCAGCGCUCUGAAAUAUACACAUACAAACAGGGUAGAUAAGUUGUGUUACACCCAUGUGGAUUUGGGAGGAUGACAGCCUCAAACCAAAGACAAAUGGGUGGAAACGUAAAGAAAAAACAAGCUUCUUAUCUGGCUAACAUGAGCAUAUUUAUCAUUCCCUCUCUUGGCUCACUUGGACCUUUCACAACUGUGUGCAGCAGCAUGGGUUGAAUUUCAUCCUAAGCACACUAAACUCACUUUGUAGGCAAAGCUCUUUAUUGUGGCGUUAGAUUACACUUGGAUGCUGGCAUCCGCUUCCUCUCUUAAACCACCAGAAGGACCUCUAACAUGACGUACAGCAGUUGGGGUGUAAUCCAAAACCAAAUCCAAGCUUUGGAUCACACGAGUUUGCAACCAGUUACCCUUUCUUCCCUUUGUAAUCAAUAGCCAUUCAGUAUCAUCUUUCUGUGACUGUGAAGGUUUUUUUCUCCGUAUAGCUGAGAGCAGCUGUCAGAACAGAAAAUCAAACGUGUUUUUGUGCUGCACUUGACAAAGCGCUCAUAUUUCACUACGGCUUGUAAGAGUUUUGACUUUGAAAAGCUGCUAAAGUUAGAUUUGACUUUCAUCUGUCAGCUCUCUGAAGGAUCUGUUUGUGCGUGUGGAGGAUGUUUGUGUUUUUCAUGUGCAUUGACAGGUGCCAGCAGCUAAUGGUGUAAAAGAUCAGGGUGAUGGAGCCAAUGUUGCCAGAAUGGCUGGUUUUUCACCCAGUUUAUAUUUGGAAGGUGAUGAUAUUUUGGGCUAGUUUUGCAUCAUUUGGAUGGUUUCCAUCAAAGGAAACAAGGACAAACCCAAAAAGACUGGGCUUUUGUUUAAUCUGGGUGAUGUGAAUAAGAUAAAGGGACGACUAAAAUAACCAGUGACGACAGCAAGUUAUUAGUCGCUGAUUUAAACAAAUGUCAGCAUGCAACUCUCAAGAUAACCACUGGGACUAAGUAAUACAGACAAAAAAAUGCAAUCCAUAAGAUAAGCUUUUUUGUUGUACUUUCUGAAUAAAAGUAGCUCUUUCUCUCUGUUUCCAGUUUCAAUACUAAGCCAAGCUUUUGGACACCCAGACUUUACUUAAAAAUUCUUACCUCAGCACCGUACAAGAACAUUUUGAUGAUUUUAUAUCUCUUUUUAUAAAUGUAGCUGCUUUCCAGUUAAGUGCUAUUCUAAUUUAAAGCUCCUGUGAGGAACUUUUGGUAUGUUUCAGCUCCAGUGGCGCCCCUUGUGGACAGAGCACUCUCUUGCUUAUCUUGUCCACUAUCUGCCUAAACAGUGUCUCAAACAGUGCUGACUGAAUAUACGUUUGACACACAAUUGAAUGUUUGAUUUUUCUUUGUUGUUAAUGUAGAAAUUUAAAUUUUGAGCUGUUUUUGUAGCUGCACGGCUGACACCUUACCCCCCGAAAUCACUUCAGGCAUUAAAAUAACAAUAUAAAAAUCACAAGUUUUGUCACUAAUGGUUUUAUUUGCCUUUUCAUAGAAUAAAAAAAGCAUUAAUAUAAAUUUCAGUGAUUUUCAUAGAUGUCAAAAAACUCUUCAGAGGAGCUUUAAGUAUGCAGACUCUAAAAUAUUACUCCUGUAGUUAAACUUUUUGCACUACAUAGAAAAACAUUAGCAUUUAUAAGUUAGCAUGAAUAAAAAUAUGUUAAGAUUUUUUCCAAACAGGUCUUUAAAUCUGCUAAAUUCGCACCAUCCCCAAAGUUUCUUACAACUAAAGCCAACCCAUGCUUUAGCCUCUCUGACUUUUUUUCAGCUUUUAGCUUCACACAUUAAAUCAUACACUAAAUUAUUAAUGAAUCUGUGGUUUAAAUUACCUGUAACACUCAUUUUUACUUACAAUCGUGUGCCUUGAGUGGAGUUGGAAUGAUGAAGGAAGUAAAGAAUGUUUUGUUGUUCUGUGUUUGUAGGACAAAUACCUUGAACAUGAUAUGCUAAAAUUAGCUUAAGCAGUGCAGGCUCUGAUGAGUCUCUCAUCCUUCUCAGCAUGGUGCUCUGACUCUGUGCGGUGCCCUAAUUAUAACAUAAGUGCCAGGCACCUCACAAAAUCAAUAAGAGAUUCAUUAGCACUGAACCCGAGCUGAGCACUUCACCUUCUCUUCCCAUUUCCAUGAUAUCUCUCCAGAUAUCCAGAUAUCUCCAGAUAUCUGCUUAAGAAUAUACAAAUAUGCAUGAGGUUCUUUGGGUCAGAACAGGGCCUACUGUAGGGCCCCAGGAGUGUGCAUACUGUAUGUGUGAGUGAAAGGAGGGAGGGGGAAUUAGUUAGUGCUUCUCACCUCAUAAAAACCUGAGACAGGGAGAUUGAGAGAGUCGGUGUGAGGGCUUGGGGGAUUUAUGGUUCAGGAGAGAUCAGAUGACAAACCCGGCUACCUUUAGUCAAGGGCACAGCUUUAAUGUUUUGGAUUUAGAUAUCAGUGUAGAGGAGUUAUUAUAUUCUAAGUGUACAGCUUAAGUGUGCCACAGUUUAUAUUUGUUUGCCCUGAAAGUCCGGACAUUAAAAACUAAUAACAGAAACUCGCAGAUGGAAGUUUUGUGAAAGAUUUUGAUGUUUUUUUUUCUCUCCACUAAUUCGGGACACUUUUUCUUGCGCACAUGUAUUAGGAUAAAUUUUCCGUCAUUUAUCAAAGUCACUUCACACUCUGUAUUUUCAAAUGUCCAUAUUUCAUUCCCAUCCUCAUGGUUUACUCUGCAGAGGGAGAUAGCCUUUCUCCUUUUCCUGUUUCCUCCUGAUAAGCGCCUAAAAGUGGAGUACGGUGCUUCACAACACAGAUAGAGGAAGUGUGGAGGUCUCAGUGGGGCUGUGCUGUUUGGCGCCUCUUUCAUUUAGGCACAGUGGGGAGCUAUUUGGGGGAGUGAUGACAUAAGUAGAUUGUUAGAAAUAGAAGAAAUUGUCGACUGCAGUUGGACAUAUUGCUUUAUUCAUACUGAGUAGGGCUGUGUGAUAUUGAGUAGUAUUGGACCAGGAAAAACAUCUGUGUUUUUAUUUUUAAUGACAAAGAAAAAACAAAGUCAGUUUGGUAUCGAAGUAGUACACCUCCUCAUCUGGAUUAAUCCAUCAAUUAAUUAAACAGCAAUACAAUCAAAGUGAUGACAAUUCUGUUUAUUUCACUCAUCAUACUUGUAAGAAAUUUGCAGUUUUCUUUUUUAUACACUAAAGCUGUUGGCGAGGAGGCUAAAGACCUCCUUUUAGUAGGUUGACUGAAAGAUUUGUUGAGUCAGCAAAAACUCUGUUUCACGAACCAUCACAAUAUCCACUUAUUAUACCGUCUAGGGCUGGGAUGUUAUGCUUUUCUACCGAGUCGAUUAUUUUACGAUUUUUUGAAUGCCGAUUCGAUUUCGUGAUUCUACAAUAUUGUCGAUUUUCUCGAUUUUUAGUCUGCAUUUUUAACACAAGUGAAACAGUUGAAUGAUUAUGAUUAUCGACUGACUAUUCCAGAAACCAUAUUUCCUCCAAAGAUACACAUCACAUCCAAGUCAGUUUUUAAGAUUUAUUCUUAAAUUUAAAAAAAACAAAACGAUUUUUGAACAUAAAAAUUGAUUUAAAAAUUGUGAAACAAAAUAUCACGAUACUUUAUGUGAUUUGACUUUUUCUCCCACCCCUAAUACAGUCUACGGUUGUAUUGCAAUAAAACAGGUCAUUUAUGAACUUUACAAUACUCUUCGGUUUGAUGCCACACAAAUCAAAUGCAGCAUAAGACAGUAAGCUUUCGUUUAGCUCGUAGUAACUAUCAUAGGACUGGUGACGUAGAUACGCAACUUUUAACAAUACAGACAUAGGGGUUUACACAAAGGUAGCAUAAUUGCUUACCACAAACCUUAUUCAUAAGGUGUAUAAAGAUAAAUGUUGCCCGUUUCUGUCUCACUGUUGUUGUCCUGCUUUCAAACCUCAGUCAUAGAUCUUCACCCUGAGAGCAGUUUUGAUGAAAAUAGCUUAUCUGGUAUAGUUCUCUUGUUUUCUUCAAUAUUACAGAAAGAAAAGACGACACUGUUAUUUUUUCUUCAAUAACAUGCAGCCUUUGAAAAAAGCAACAACUAAAUCUGAACAGCUUGAGCAAAGCAGUUAAAAAGUUUGUUUUUUUUCCUCUCCUGUUCAUUGCCUAGCUGCUGUCUUGUGUGCCACUUCAUGUCCAAUCAAAACACCAAUUUACUCAGGUGCAGUCUUGCUGAAAGGGUUAUUAUUCUGUCUGGGAAGCCAAAUAGCACAUCAUCCUUCAAGUUAACCGUCCUGUUAAAUUUUCUCGGCAGGUUUUAGAAAAAUAUUUAAGUCACUUUUACAGUUUUGGAGGACAGGAGUUCAAGUGUUGCCCUACAGUACUCUCAUCUCUCUCAAAAAGAACUGGACUCUUCUCUCUGUCAGUCUGUUUUAUCAGGUACCUUAAGCUCUCUGGAGAUAAGGUGAAUCACUGUUUAGGUAAACACAGCAGCUCUGACCGCAAGUGAGUCGACCUUGACAAAUGGAAAAAAAUCUGCAUUGGAUAAUAGCUGUUUUCCCGCCGGAGUCAGAAUGAGAUAAAGCAGCCACUGUAGCUAUCUUUCUAUGGAACCAAAUUUGUUUCCCUGAGUCAUUUUGAUAUUCAUGGAUCAGCGGCUGCACGGUUAUGGCGCUUUCAUGAUGAGCUAUGGCGACACUGUAAUUUAUUUUUGAUGUAUUUUCAGGAACCACAGCACAUAGCUUUUUCUCCUUCACAUUUUACCCUUUCAAUUUAUUAUUUUUGUCUUUUAAUCUGUUGGACUGUACUGAAGGUCACUGAAUUAUUCAUGUUUUGCUGUUUGAUAUAACCCCGGCAAGCUUGUCUGAGCGCUGUGAUGCAUUUUCCCUUUCACUUCAACUGGGAAAUCGCAGCAGGCGGCUUUAAUUCUGUCAAUACUUUGAUUCAGCUUCUGCCAGAAUGAAAUUCAGCGACCAGAGCAAUCAGUCAUUCCUUUUCAUGUGAGUUUGUGCCAUGGAAUAUUUCAGACACUGUCCAGCGUUAGAUUGGUAUCCUCUCUUGUGUAGAUGUGAGAUUAGAGGUGACCACUGAAUCUGAAUCUGUUUUUUUUUUGUGUGUGUGUGUGUGUGAAUAUCAUGAAUAUCAUCAUGUCUUUUGCCCCAGGUCUUGCUCAACACUGUGCUACACCUUGUCAAAUUAGAGAUAGCUGACAAUGGCAAUUAGCUCUGCACAUCUUGAUAUCCCUGUAAUAGGAACCAAAGCCAAAACCCUUAGAGCUCCCCCUGCUGACUUAAGUUUAUAUAAAUUGUAAAGCCCACCAGACUGUCUUGACCACAUCUGACUUAAAGCUACAGUGAGAUUUUUUUUUUACAUGUAUGAAAUAUACUGAAAUUCACAUCAGCGCCUUUUAAUAAUGUUCAAAUCAAACAAGACCAUCUGCAACGAUUUAAGAUUUUUAUUUCUUAUUUGUUAACACGAAGCCACUGUAAGAGGGUAGGUGUCGCCCAAGCAGUUGGAGAGACAGACUUUUUUUUUUUUGGACAAUUUCUCCAUGAAAUAUUGAUAAAAAAAAAAAAUAAAAAAAAACUUUGGAUAUCAAAAACGAGCAGGAUUUGAUUCUUCACAAAAAAUCCCCACUCAGCCGUGCAGAGAACAAGAUACGCAAAGACUCCUUCGUCUGAAGGUGGUGCCAAAAUUGAUACGAAGUGAAAGUCCCUCACAGGAGCUUUAAAAUAUGUUAGACAGAAAUUCUGCUGAACACAACCAAUUUUUCUGGUCUUAUUUAGCUGAAAAUCAGCUGUAGAUGUUUGUGUAUGUGGAUUUGGCUGCAUUAAGACAGUUGUUAUGCUAAGCUAGGCAAACAAGUAACCUUUUCCUUUAAAGAAACCGUCAUGUUAGUUCCUAUUACUCACAAAAAUGAAGGGCAGUGUUUGUUUUUUUACAUUUCUCCAGUGAAAAUGUUGAAUAAAUUAGAAAUAAAAGCCUUUGCUGCAGUCACUUGUAAACCAGUACCCCAUACAAAUGCCAUGACGUUGUAGAAUUACAUCAUGUCUGCUUGUCCCUUCAGCCCAUCUCAGCAGGCAGUACAGUAUUUUUAUGAUGUUAUAUGAUGUGUUUUACAGUUUCAUAAUGGCGUUUCCUGCUGCAUUUUAACCAGAAACAUGUAUUUUGGGACCCCUGCUGAUAGUUUGUCAAAGUGAAGCUCUUCAUGGAAAAUGCAACUGAGUUAUUUUAUGCCUCUUACACUGGAAUCCAUUUCUGUAAUUCAUUGUUUCAGAGUUUUUUUGAGUCCACUGAUAGAAAUAGUUUGAUCAAGUGUUUCAGACUCAGCUGAAAACAUUCUUUAGGUUUUUACAAACGUGCUAGUAUUUAGCGUUGCCCCGAAGUUGAGGGUCAAACUGAUGGGGGUUUGCGCUUCAGCGAUGACUCUAUUCGUUCCAGUUUGAGAGUUGAGUUCAGGCAAAUGGUUUCGUUGUACCAGCCGUGUUCAACAGACCACAGAUCAGAAUGUGAAAAGAUGUUAGAUAAUUAGCAAAGAUCCCUGAAAAGAAGACAGAUUUGGUUUGGGUAGGCCUCUUCUCGAACCCUUUAUAGCCGCUGUUUCUCUCAGGCUAAAGCUGGAAUGUGACAAUCAGUCACGGCAGAAGAAAGGAGGGUCUAUUCUGGAUUGGAUACAGUCCUGUAUGGUCUGUUAGCACAGCAUACUUGGCUGUUACAAAUGCUGCAUGUGAAUCUGACCACUGGAAGCUGUCAAAGCAGAGGAAGUCUCCCUCGCUCUGCAGUUUUGUUUUUGUACAACUUAUACCGAUUCUUUACGUUCACAAAGGCUCAAAUCCUUUGCUGCAUUUUUAAUUUGUGAUCGGAUUACAAACCAAUUCCAGUGGAGUAUUAAAGUGUUUUUCUUGUCUAAUCAGAGACAGAAGGCUUUUGAGCAGAAACAGAAUGCUGCUUUGUUUCUCCAGCUGCUCCCUUGGCAGCCCGGCAGCGCUCAGAUCCUCCAUUGGCUCAGCGAUUUGUCAUCGGCAAUUAAAGUCUUCCUCAUUAUUAUCUCGGCAGCAGCAGAUCGUAAAUGAUCCGGUUUCUUUGAGGAACUCUGAGGUUUGAGCAAAAGUUUGGUCUACAUGGAAAAUGGAAAAUGUGUUAUUUCUCUUCAGUUGAAAUUCUCUUUACCUUUCCAAUCUAAAGUUAAUGAGCAUAAGUAAAUUACACAGUCAGACUAUGAUUACAAGUUAGCCCAGAAUAUCGGCGCUCCUUUCUGAGCCAUAAGCCAAUAAAUAUUCAUCUGUACCCUGUUGAGAAAAAUCCCUGCCACGUGAGGUAUUUGUCUUCACUGUUCAAGUUCCUUCAUGUUUUUAUUCAGCCGUGAAAGAGGGUCUUCCAUAAUAAUGAGGUAAGGUGUCUGGAGGUUCACGUGUUUGUGGGUCACUGUGCCAACACCUGCAGCUUUUUUGGAAGUAGGCCAGUGGAGUUGAUUGUGGAAGCAGAAGGUAGACUGAAUAAAAGAGGAAAGGGAAAAGGAGUACCUGGGCUGAAAAUAACACAUAAUUACAGGCUGGGGAAUGUGAUAGGCAUGCCUUUGAAGUUGUCAUAGAAACCUUGGCGGAGAAAUGUACAUAGGUUAACAUUAUACAAGAACAUACAGAAAGAAAAGUGCAUUGAAUGAAAUGAAAGUCACAUAAGAUGACUUUGGACCGAGACAGAAAACAGAAGAAGAAAAAAAACAUUAAAAGAGGUAAGCCCUUCAAAUAAAACAGUAUUUUGUUUUUUAUUCUUGCGUUGUAUGUACAUUUCACAAUUAAAAGGCCGUCAUCGAUACCACAGAACUGAAAUUGUGAGGUGUCCAAAAGCUCUGUUAAAGCUCAGACGAGGAGUUCUUUUUGACGUUCAUGAAAUUUAAUCCAAUUAUUUUUGUUCAGAAUUUUAAUUGUUCAUGGGAAUAAGUUGCAUUUUUAAUCGGGUAAAAGAAUUUCACUAUUUUGCAUUUCAGAACACUUGUGGAUGUCAACAAUUGUGACACAAAGCAGCUCUCACAGUGUGUUGAAUUAGGAACCAAAGUAAGGCAACAAUUACUACAAUAUGACAAUCAAUUAAUCCAUCAAUCAAUCAAAUUCUAUUCAUAUAGCGCCAAAUCACAACAGUUGUUAUCCCAAGAUGCUUUCCAAAAGAGCAGGUCUAGACCAUGCUCACUAUUUGAAGAAUUACCAAGACCCAACCUAAGAUGGGGCAGCUUUGACCAGUCACAGUGGCGAGGAAAAACUUCCUUUUAACAGGCAGAAACCUUUGAGCAGGACCUAGACUCAUGUUAGACAGCCACCUGCAGCUGCUGACACUGUUGUGGUGUAAAACCAUUGUGUAGAGAUAGGUGACAAAUUCUGUGAAACUAAGGUUGUAUCUUUCCUUUAAUGUUCUUUAAGGGCUCAGCACUGUAGCACUGUAGAAACAUGUACAAAAUGUCCCAUGUUUGCCGAUGUGGCGUGCAGUUAAAAGAGAGGAUUUUGGAUUCUUCACUGAUGUCCAGUGAUCCCUGGUUCAUGUUACAACAUCUGCACUUUUUAGGAGUUCUGCUUUAAUUGUCUCUCUUUCAUACAUUUGCCCUGUGAUGGUUGGGUAUUCUCAGUGUGCCACCUUUAAAAUUCUCAUCAUAAAUAGUGCUCUGCUUACUUCUGUGAUGCAGGCAAACUCAAUCUGAUUAGAUGCAAAUGUGUGCUUAACUUGUAGCUCAAACUUGACAUACUUGGGUGGUACUUUGAUAGUAUUAAAUUGGUGUUUGACACAAUGUUCAUAUCAGAUUUGACUUUUCAAGCGAUCCAUCCAGGAGGGUUUUUAAAGUGAAAUGUGCCUUUAAAGUACAGUUAUGUAUUUAUUUCCUUUACCGAUGUGACAACAAGGUGUGGUGGCUUAAAUUUUGGGUGCCCAAAUGGACAAAAUCUAAAACAAAAUCAAACUGAUAAAAAGAGACCAAAUAUUUAUGUCUUUCCCUCAUGAAUACAGUUGCUGUAAGUGUGAAUGAAAAAUAACCCUGUCUCCAAUAAAACAGCAACAUUUGUCAGGCACCAUUACCCCAGUUGCACACGGCUCUGAUGCAUGUUUUGUUUGGCGAAAUCCUGGAAGAGCACUUAGGCAUGUAAUCAAGAAUCACAUUUAUCACUGUGGAUGCAGGCGACUCGGCGAGGCCACCCUAAUUACCUGUCAGCUGUCAGACUCUGUAAUCAACAGUCGACACCCAAGUGGAUGCAGAGCGUUGGACGGGAUGAUUGGCUGCUCUUUGUGUUUUUGUAACAUGCCGCAGGUGAUUUUCUAGUUGGAUCCCACUGGUUGAAUGAAUGAAUGGAUGGAUGGAGGGUGUGAAAAUUGGCCACUGUUUCACUGAUAAGAGCUGGAUUUGUGCAGGAGCCAAGAAUUUUAGAAACCCCUAUAAAACUCUCAGCAUGCGUUGCUUCUGGACAUUGGCUCAUUUCAAUGUGUUUUUCCCUCAAGCACAGUACUACACUGUAUAGGCAUAUGGCAUAUUUAUUGGGUGAGAUGUUUUUAAAAUACCUAUGAAUUUCUGAUUAGGAGCCCCUGUCUUAAUGUAUAACCGAGAAACAUAACUGCAUAUAGGAGUCUUUUUCCAGAGAGCUUCCAGGUGGUCUUUUGGGUUUUUAUUGAGGUGUGAAAUUUUAAUUUGCAGUUGAAGUGAACUGUACACUCCCCUCCACAGUCCCAAGUCUUUCUUGAUUUAAUUACAUUCACACAUUUUACUUUUUAUUGAGGUUCAGCUAGGUUAUAUGGCAGGUCUGCCUGGAAAAAUGUUCCCAGAAGCUACAGCACUGCAAGGAGAAAUACGCCUUUUACGUCUGCAGCUCUACCUGAAAUUGUCAUGUCAUGUCACAACAUAAAAACCUGAAUUAACAGCGUUUUUUUAAAGUGCAAGAUUUGACCUCCCUAAAUCCCAACUUAGUCUUUUCCUCCACUGCAUCUGCCCUUGGGGAAAGUAAAGCAUUAGUUUUAUUAGCUAUUGAUUUCCAAUAGCCUUCCCUCCCACUGACGCGGAGGAUUCAUCACUGCUGUUUAUCGACACCGUCACUCAGGGGAGCGUUGUGGGGGGGCUUGGUUUCCUUUUCAGCUGAGGCGGCAGAGGUGGCAUUGUUGUCAGAUCACCUCUGUUUUGUGCGACCAGCUAAUGGGAAGUGAUCAAUCAGUGAGUUUAGAUCGUGACAAAGACUGCAGUCAGUCUGCUCAACACAGAUGAAGGGUUCAGUGAUCAGGUUCAUUAUUGUUAAACCACUUCAAUUACAGCACAGAUUUUGUCUGCAUGAGUUGACACAAAUAAUAAUUAGGUACUUUAUAGCACUGUUCAAUUAAUAUAAAAAGUGAGUUAUUAAGAUGUGGAUUGGUUUCUAACCCAGAAUUCUGUUUAUAUAAUUGCAGUAAUCAAUAUGAAAUUAACGGCUGACAUUUACAUAGAUGCAAGUGUCAGGGGCAGAGUCAGAGGAUAGUUUAGGGUGCCCCAGCCUGAGGAGUGCCCACCCCCCUAUUACCGGCACUCUGUAUCGACCAUCGGCUGACCCGCUCUCUUGAAAAACUGUAGUCGGUCCAUUCCUAGUAUGAAGCCAAUCAUAAAUACAGUUGAUUGAAUGAAAUAAGGAUAAACACAAUAUUUUUUGUCUUUCUGUUUUGCCAUCGGAGCCCAAAGAUGCUAUGCUUAGCUUAGCUUAGCUUAGCAUUCAGACAGAUAGCAGGGUGGCGGUAUAUUUAGGCAAACUCUCACUCCCUUUAAUAAUGACUUUGGCGUUUUGUAUUUCUUUUCACUUGAAAAUACAAACAUGUGAUAUUAUUUAAGCUUAUUAGUUGUUUUGAUGUGUAUUUUUUAUUCUUUUUGGGCGAUUUUGCCGUUAUAGAUAAGACAGUGUGAAAUGUGGGGAGAUGGACUCGAAUAAUGACUCGAACCCACGACCGCUGCGGGGAUGUAUGCAGUGCGCUAACCAGCUUGGCCAUCUGCCCUCAAUGGCCCUCAAUGUAUAUUUUUAAACUUUAAAACAAGCUAGUUUGCCGUUGCUAUCAGCCAUUGUAAGCUAAGCUAAUCAUCUCUUGAUCUACAUCUCUUGUUGACAUUAGACUGGGCUCAAUCUUUUCUGAAUUGUUUAAGGAAAUGAUGAAAUUCUUGGAAGUUUAAACUACUUCUUGAAUAUUUUUGUUCAUUCAUUUUAAAACUGAGGUCUAUAAGAAGAAUCAAGAUACAAGAAAAUGCUUGGAGUUGAAAUAUUAUGUUAGAGAAAAUAUAAUCAAAUUUUACUCAGACAAAAUAAACAAAAAGAAAUUAUGUCAUCUUCAGGAUACCAAAAAUACUGAUAAAAGCUGGAAUAUGAAUAUUUAAAUCUUUAUUUGAAAAUUUGUCUCUUGUGUUGAAUUGAAACAUCAUGAAUUAUGCAGUUUCUAAGUAGAUAAUUGCUGAUAUUUAGUUGGAAUAUGAUUUUUCUGAAUCUGAAUAAUACAGCAGCAUGUAAUUGAAUGAUGUGCUGUUGCUGACAGACUCUAUAGCUUUAAGGUUUGAUGAAGUGUGUGAUUUACAUUAACUUGUGGCUCACUUGCUUCUAGCUAAAUGAGUAAAAUAGCUGUGCUGGGUUUGGUUUAGGUUUUAUGACUGGAAAAGAAGGCGGUCAUCUUGGCAAUCCACAAAAGCUGAAUUAUGCCUUUUUUUCUUAGAGCUACAGUAUCUGUUGGAAACAUUUAUGAUAUUUUUAAACUUUUGAAAUCUGAGUCAGCCGUCAUUUUAAAACAAUCAAUUUACACAUUACCACUCUUUGAGUCUGUAUAAACUGCUCUACAUGCACUCAAUGGUUUGGCUUCCAGCUGCCAAACUUCACCUGCUCUCCAGUGAUGCUUUUCAGGCUGAUAUCCUGAAACCAUCCGGGCUCAUUGAAGUGCACACCAUACGCGCAUGCUAACCACAAUGAGUUGACCCUGUCUUUUUUUGGAGUUAGCUGUUCGACUAAUCAGGAAACUGACUUCACGGAGGACAUGAAAGCAAGUCCUUGGCCUGACAAAAGAGAAACAACCAGCUUCCUGUCGCUUAGUUCAGACUGUUUCAGCCUCUUUGAAGCUCAAAGCCCCCGGAAGAAAUCCGUUUCUCCUGAUUGGUUGCUUGGACAGGGUGAGGAUGUAGAGGAGGCUUUAUCUUAAUCAGGUGUGAGUUGAAUUUUGGGGCAGUCUGAUGAUGAAACUCAAACAGCUGGACUUUAAUGAUGAAGAGUAACUAUCACCAAUUAAAUCUUGAAUACUUGAGAUGCUUCUGCGCCAAAUAUUAAUGAGGGUUGGUCAGUUAAACAUCUGCAAUUGUGCAAGUUAUGAGAAUAAAUGCUCCUCCUGGUAUAUCUGUUUAAGCGUGUCUGUGCUUGGGAUGAAAUACAGAUACUUGCUUUUAAUCAGCAUUUACAGCACACUAAGUGGCCAUAUGGUUUUCAUACACUUUUAAUAAACUGUCAUGUAGUCACACAGGCAAUGAAAACUGAUGGCAUCUUUUGCAUUUGCGCUGCACAAGUAUUUUAAUUAGAAAGAGUGAAACUAUUUUUAUCCUGGAACAGAUGUCAGCCACUUUUAAACACAGCAAAAAUAAAAUGAAAAUUAAAAAAGAAAUUAAAAAGGUGUUUUUUUCUUAAAGCAAAUUGGCCUGUUUUCACUCCAAAGUCACAAACACUGUAGCUCUGGUCAGCAGCCCAGACAUGUCACUAUUGAUGCCUGUCUAGCAUCAUAUCUGGAGUGAGUGUCCUCCGGAUUAUUGGUUUAUUUUAAUCCAGUAUUAAAUUUGAGUGAUUUUGUUCAAAGAUCCUGAGUGGGUAAUGGAUGGGGCAACUAGAGGGCAAACGAACACCAGACUUUCAGCCUGGAGGCGGAUGUCAUUUCAGCUCCAUAUAUUUCAGAAGUACUGGAUGUAGUUUUGGUUCAUUUAAAAUUAAUGUAGGGUCAAACACACCGUAAAACAGAGUUGGACACCCCCCCAGAGAGAUGAAUGUUGCCGACCGCUUGCUUCUCUAGUUUUACCAACUUUAGUAAUGACCUAUAAUUACUUCAUGGAAAUGCAAUCAGACCGAGACGCGAAGGCAGAAGAACUACCACGUCUGCAGCGCAAAAUGAUGACUAAUAUGGUGAUUAUUACUUCAAGGAAAUGAUAAAGAAAUGAUCAUAAAUGUUCUUCCUUAAACUGUGUCACCCUGCAGCAGUCCGUAAUGGACUGGCCUGAGGUCUCACUACAAACAGGCGCUUACUGGAAGAGAGUGGGUGAGUUGUGUUUAGUCUCUUUGCUGAAGAAAUUAGGCAAAGCGACAGAAGCGUCUUAAAUUCUUAAUUUUGAUUGGUCUGCCUGUUGACACUGUGGCAAAACUAUAAGCUCCCACUGAAGGCUGAUGUUUUGAUUUGGGGUUGAUGACAGUGUUGUAUUCCAGUUAAUGGUGGCAGAGCUUGUGAUAUCUAACUUAUCAAUGUCUACAAAGUAACUCUAACUUUUGACAGAAGUGACAGCAGCAGCUUCAGGAUUAUGAGGAUCUCAGUUCCAGUCAGGAUUCUGAUUUUCAUAACCACCCGCUCACUACGUCCCUUUAAUGGUGUUUUCUAAUCCUUGUUUUAAAAGUCAUCAGAAGUUAUUUGUGUGGCCUUUCCAUUCAGCCUGAGUUCUGUUUCUUAUUUUUUUGCACCCUCGGGGGAUAAUGCUGGAAGCUGCAGGAUGGGCUAUUUUUAAUCAAUGAAAAGAUAGAUCCAGUGAACCGGGGAGGAGAGAAGAAAAAUGUAGGUUGGUGCCUUGAAUACAAAGUGAGUUUAAUCCUUUGUGUCUGAGGUUUAAUUUCAGAGAUACAUCAAAAAAGGAUGAAAUACGUCCAGUUUUCCCUUCAUUUUCUUCACGUUUCACGUCAGCGUUGCAGUUUAUCACCAUUCACAUGCUCCAAAUGAUGGAAAGAAACAAAUAAUUGCUUUUCAAAAUCUGCCAAUGAAUGUCAGAUUUCUCACUAGGAGAGGGAAGAGCCUCUGCAUGCCCAGUCAUAAAUCUUUUCACAACUAGGCCACUGGCGCUGUGACAGAAUUUUUAUGAAUGCUAUCUGGACAUUUAUGCAUUUUCCCUCCUGCCCCGUAAUCGGGCCAGCUUGGCGUGGGACGGAGUGUGGGAAAGUCUCGGUGCCACUUCUGGUUGGGGGUAUUGUUCUGCCAAUGGUGUGACUGACGUGGGAUAUUUGAACACACCCUUUCGGCAUACUUCCUGAGCUUUCAGUUUCCAGAUACACAAACUAAACAGACAGAAAUAGUUGAUAAAAAAAGGGGAAAUAUUGUAUUAGCAUCCUGGAGUAUUGUCCUUCUUUCCAUUACAGCUUCUCCACACUGGCUGUAGAAAUAUCCAUAUUCAGGCAGUGAGCACAAAUGAAAUCCUGAAGCUGGAGUCCUGCCUUCCUCUACCUUUACAUCUCCCUCUUUCAUCUUCAUCACUAUCCCCUCCCUCAUUUGCCUCCCCUCAUGCUGUGGCCACAUACUGGCAGGAUUAUAGCAGCUGAUAAUCAGCCAAUGAAUGAAUCACUCAGGCCCGGGCAGCCAGCGUAAUGGCUUCACGCAUGAUCAUUCAACCUUGCGCUGUGAUGGAUGGGUAGGCACCUAGCUUUAAAAAAUUGAGGAUUAAACAAGAGAACGGAUUACAUCCACGUGUUUGGUCGCCUCAUGUGGUGCGGCACAAUACCUGUGCCCGGCUGGAGUGACCAUUGAGGUGAAAUUUAUGGGAUUUUUAUCCUUUAACAGCUGUGGCGUUUGCUGGGAACAAAGCCAGCAAAAGUGUGCUCGAGCCAAGUUUUCACACUGUUUCAUACAGAUCACAUAUGGUGGCACUGGACAUUUGCAGUUAAAGCAUGGAGCCACAAACGCACAAGUAAGUUUUAAUCAGAUUACCUAUUGACCUCUGACCUCUGUGCAUGUCUAAGAAACUCUGUGCAUUCUAUGAUCUCUUCCUAAUCCUGUUAGUAUUGGAUUAACACCAAGGUGAUCCAGACCCUGACAUCCACCCACACAUGCACUACCUCCACCUCUCUAUCAUACAGAGCCUGUUAUUCCACUUUUAAAGCAAGAGUGACAGAAUUUAAUGACUAUGAGAUCAGUAAGGGGAGGCAAUGAGAGCCUUGUUUUUGUACGCCCCUGGUUAAGAGGCAUGAAUACUUCAUGUUUGAAUCAAUAUGUUGGAAUACUAGACUUAACCAGGACGAAUCAGUGAGAGCAUUAUUGGCUUCAGUUUAUGGAUGGGGAGGUCAAAAUUAGGAAGAAUAUGGACAUCGAAAAUGAUUGUUGGACACAGAAAAUGAUUGUAAACGCAUUGGAAAAAUCAAUAUUGAUUAUGUCAAAAUCGAGCAAAGUCACUAAAUUAAGCACAGUCAAUUCAAGACCAACAUUCAUGGGAUCAGAAAAAUUGAAAAAUGAGUUCCUGAGUGGAAUGAUUCGCUUGAAGGUCCAAGAUAAAUCAAAAGUGGAAAUGUGUGUCUUCAUAAAUGAAACUGCUCUGGCUCAUUGGGAUUAUUUUACUUGGUAAUUUGGUAAAGUGUUGCAAUAGUAAGUUUGUUUUCAAUUUAGAGUACAGCUAACAGUAACUUUUAACAACUUGUUAGCUUGUAUAACCAUUUCAUACUGAUACAAAACUCACAAAAAGGCAUAAAUUCUCACUAAUAUGGGCCAAAAGUAGACCAGGAUAUUGGCUUUCCAAUUCAGGGUGCUUGAGCAACAACCUAGUUUGCGAAAAGCUAGAUAAAACAAAAUUUUAUCUGCCAAGGUAGCCAAAGAAAUAUUUUGUAAAUGGUGACUUUUUUCAACAGAGCAAAAAUUUAUGAAGUGUUUACCAGUUUUUGGACCAUUUUCUAUUUCUGAUCUAUUACACUGUGUUUACUACGUGUAGAACGAUAAAAGCUACUUCUUUUCCACUCAUUGUAAAGCCAAAAAACUGCCCCCAUGUGCACUGACAAAGUAAGCUGGUGCAACUCUAUCAUGUGCAGAGGGUAUGAGGCAGUGUGUUCGAUAUGACGUCAAACCUGCUUACUAACCUGAACCCAGUUAAAACUUAGCAGUUAUGGAAUGUCUGAUGACCUCUUCUCCUGCUGGCUCAGAAUGCAAAUAAGAAAUUCAAACCAAUCUUACUUGAAGAAUGAGCACUAGGACAUUAAUCUGCAUUAUAUAACAAACUACUGUAUAAAGACAGAAACCAUAUCUGAGGAAAAUGUUAUUGAAGUGUACUUUAAUUUUAUAGGAUGGCUGUUCUGCCAUCUGCUCGCAUUAAGAAAGCGGGGUUUAUGAUCUUUACUGCAGACAUCCACAAAGAAUUGCUCUUUAUCUUUUGCCUCAAGCCAGACGGUUACUUAUUGCGCCCAUUUCUUAUACUUCGUGUUUUUUUAAAGUUUAAGGCAGCAGAAAUAGUUAAGGGGGAUGAUGUGGAUUAUUAAGCUCACCAAACCAGCCACUCAGCUGACGUUGCAAACUGCUGUAGUUCAGGCCAUUUUUUUACUUUUGUCCUCUAAAAGUCCUCAGUAACUAUUAACUGGUUUCUCAUUACCUUUGCAGAACAAAACAGCCUCGCAAACACAUGUUUCUCCAGACCUAUUUCGCAUGUUGACAAAGGUGCAGCUCUGUAAUCGCAGGCUCCACCUUGGCCCCUGUGCAGCGGUGAUAUGGAUUUGUUUUGUCCCUUUUGUACGGACAUCUUUCCCUGUCAUACAGUCUUAAUCAUCUGCGUUUCUGUGUCUCUCUGACAAUGGUGGCAGCAUCCGUGGCGUGUUUACUUGAGCUGAGCGCCUGCCUCAAGAUUAGCCGUGUGUGAAUAGGCCUGUCUGCUGCGGCGCUCUGCCUUUAAGCUUAAUUAGCACUCAGAUUGCUCAGUCAGGAGAUGGAAAUUUAAUAGAUUUCAGCCAGACGAGGGGUAUUGAAAUGGCUUAGUACUAAAGCAGAGGAGUUUUGAUGAGUUUUUAUGGGAGAAUAAAAAGAUAAAAAAGAUAAAAGAAAUGAAGGGAGUAAAAAAAGAGAGAUUCAAUGGUCCCUUAAAAAUAAAGCAAGAGCAAAGACUGGGCUAAUAUGAGGAGUGGGCAGAUUAAUUAUGUUUUCCAUAAUUACCAAAAAGUGCAUAUAUCCAUGACAUUACAUCCAGGCCAGGCAGGUGUCCAUUAGUGCGGCUGUUUUCGUGAUCUUUGGCUAAUUCAUCUCAUUAAAGCCGUCAGGGAGCGGGAGGAUGCUCUCUGCUACUUAAAGGUUGUAAUUCAGCUGCUCUUGAUUAUGUUAAGUGCUGGUAGUUAAGACUGCAGAUGUUUAUUACAGUGAAGUGGGCUGGACCGCAACCCAAAUAUUUAUAACAGACUCCAGUGCGAUGCAGUUAAUGUUGAUGCUCUUUAAGUAAAACACACACAAAUGUUUAGACUAAAAGUUUGUCCAAUUAGUCCACAGAGAGUUGGGGAGAUUUAUGUACUGUGGUCUCGCUCUGUGUUUGUCUGUAAACUUGUUGUCUGAAAUCUGUAAACUGAACUUUAAAAAGAUGCUGUUGAGAAAACAACUCUUGAGGGGAUACAGAUUGUGACUCAAGAGAUCCCUCUUUGGCCCUGUCUCCCUCUUAGAGAGGUGUCUCAGGGCAGUGAUCAGGGCUAGAGAGACUGAAACAGGAAGAGUAUGGCUAUGGUUUUGCUUUCUGAUUUGUACUACUAUAGAGGCAGCUGAAUGUGUGCAGUGCUUAAGCUGGCAAAUUUCCCUGCCGGAACAAUGAGGUUUAUUCUAUUGUGUUGUAUAGUAAAUUAUUGUAUUGUAUUUUACUGUUUUAUCAUAUUUACUGUGUCAUAAUGUUGUAUUGUAUCGUGCUAUACUGUAUCCCAUCAAGUCAUAUUGAGUUCAUUAAUGUUCAGUUUGUAUCAACUCCAAUAUAGAACUAUAUAAUAUGAUACAAAAUGUAAUAUAAUAUAACAGGUUCUGCUAUGAUAUACCAUGAUACAUUAUUGUAUAAUUCAAUAUACAGUAUAUUCUACAAUACAGUUCAGUGAAGUAUGAGGGAUUCUGAUUCUGCUGACAAUAUGAUACCAAACAAUACAGUUGGUUAUAUAAGGAUAUGUGUUAAAAUAAUAUAUGGUAAAUAAAAUAGAACAGAAUAAGAUAUAUGAUUCACUACAAUACGAUAAGAUACUAUAGGACUAUAUUCAAUACAAUAUGAUACAAUCCCAUACAAUACUAUACAAAACCAUGAAAUACGCUACAACACUUACACACAAUGUGAUAUACUACUAUGUGAUGCAGUACGAUGAUAUAAAAUAUGAUACAACAUAAUACGAUACUAUACUUUUUGAGACAGGAUGAUAUGAUACGAUACGACCAUAGACUGUAUAUACUAUGGACAACUUGGUUCCGCCUUCCGCCAGUAUACAGAUUUGAAGUUGAAAAAGCUAUCGGUAUGAUUUUUCUCAAUUUCCUGAAACCAAUAUUACACACUCCAUCACUUGCGCAGAAGCAUUGCGCGCAUUCAGUGGGAGAGUCCUGAGAGUCGCUGUGAAGACGCUCGGCUCAAACAGCGUAUCCCCGGGUGAGGUACGCAAUUUUCGUACGCCGAUAGGCUGUAUCAAGUGUCAAUCAUAUAAAACAUGAACCCCUUAAUAACUUUGAAAAACGGAGCUGCACAGAAAAAAGAGGAGUUGAGCACAAACCAGUCUUACAGUAACUACAUGUCACCCAGCGAGGAGGCAGACGGCGUCCAUUCUAUAUACAGUCUAUGGAUACAACUCAACACAGUAUGAUAAAAUACAAUAUGAUAUUCAAUACAAUACUUAUCAAUAUGAUACUCUACAAUGUGAUACAAAACAAUACAAUACACUAUAGUAAUGUAUGAUAUGAUACAAUACUAUAAGAUACAAUAGGAAAUGAUACAAUACAAUACAACAUGAUUUCAUGGUAUAAUGGGAUUUGAUAAAACACAUUGUGAUGUGAUACAAAACCAUUGCGAACACAAUAUAUAAUAAGUAAAUGCAAUAAAUCCAACAUGCAGGCGAAUAAAAGCAUGCAUUCACUAACUGUACUUGGCGGUACAGAUGGAGUAACUCUGAACCUAGGCAGAUGAGAGUUGGUAAUUCAAAGAGAAAUUCAGAAAUUCAGUUUUAUAGAAAAGAAAGAUGGAAAUACUAGCAAACUGCAAUUACUGUAAAAGAAAGAUGUUUUUUUUUCAAACAAAUUAAAUGUGGCCAUAAAAUUUUGUUUGUACAUGAAGAAACUCCAGGGUGCCUUUUAUUCUGCUUUGAGGAGGGCUUAGCAGAUAAUCAGUUAACUCCAUAAACUGACAGUGUUUUGACAGAUCUGGGUGGGCAAACUCUUUUUAUAGCUCACACAAUAGAUACAACAUCUGGCAGCUAAUUCUGCCCCUCCUUAGAAGUAUUUUUGGACGAUGCAAAAAUUUCCAUUACUGGCCUGUUGUACUGUUCUCCACUUCCUUGGCAGUGUAAAUACACUCAAAAGAUAAUAACAAUAAUAAGAAAAUACACUUAAAAUGAUAUUUAUAUGGUAAUCUGUGCACUGAAAAUGUCAGACAGUCACUCAUACUUUGCAUAUUCAAUGUAUACUUAACAACUGUGCCCAGGAAGAGGCCAAUCGUCUGCCUUUUUAGUCAGGCACAGCAAAUGAAAGUGCAAAUCAGUGGUGGUGAGAUCACUGUUUGGAAGGUGGUGGAGUGCUGCAUUUGCAUAUUGAAAAGACACAAACCCAAACAGUGAAAGACAGCCAAUUUUCUUUUCUCUAAGAGCAGUGGACAGGUGAAAGAAGACCUUACCCUUUUACAGGAGAACCCACCUAAUGUGUCCUUUCAGAACCACCCCCCAAUAUCACCUCCCCUUCCCCAUAAAAAAAAAGAAACUGAAAAGAACCAAACCCGUCCUGUACUUUGAGGAUUGUGAAUAGAGUCCCCCGCUGCCUGCCUGCCUGCCCCACAUACGGCGGCUGAAUACAAAAGACCCCCCUUCUGUAAGAGCAAUCACUACAGGAGAGCACUGUAUCUGCGGGGUUGCAGCGACAGGUCUCAAUGAAGCCAUCAACACUGGGUCUGCUGCUGUCACGCAUGUGCACAAACACAAAAAGACACACCUUUACAUGUUUAUUCCUUUUCCUUCACAGGCCGAAUCACGCACACGGUUUUUUCAUUCGACCUGCUCCCAAACCCUCAUCCCUAAUGCAUUCUUUUCAUCCGCCAGUGCCGGGCUGGAGCAGGGAGGGAGAUGAGUGGUUGGCGCUGAUUUGAAUAUUUAAAUUAUUUAUCACCAGAGAGUAUUGAGAUGCAAGCUAUGCUGAGGGACCCAAGGGAGCCGGGUGAGGGUGAAUUCAGCCAUGUUUGGAUUUGAUAGUGAGCUUUUGUUGCCUGAAGGGGCAUAAAAGUCGAAAACACGUGACCAGAGCUGGAGUUUUUGGAGGGAUCUUUAAUGAGAACUUCACAGAAUCAGUCACAAGCAGUAAUGUGAGAAAUUUGCAUCCUCUGGAGACUUUAAUAUCAUUUAAAGACACAAUAAAACUUACAUUUCCCAUAAUCAUCUCACUUUAAUUUUCACUGCUCUUACUAUUGCAGCAUCCAGGGACUGUAAAGAGUUUUAUAAAUAUUGGCUCACUAGGAAGUAAUCUGAGUGAUGUAAUGUGCCGGCUCCUGAGAUAUAUCGGACGAGAGAGAGUUCCAUGUCGGCUUGUUGGACUAAGAGCCUGAGAAACUUACACUUGCCUUUCCCCGACGGAGAACAAUCCUGGGAAAUAGAGGAAUUCACUGUAGCUCACGCGAUGACAGGGCUGCAGGCUGGAAGGAAAAAACAAUUAAAGUAGGAUUAAGGCAUUAAACAGUUCUCGCCUCAACGCCAGAUUUAAUGUACUUUUUUUUCUAUUUUUUACCUCAUUUUUGGGCUUUCCUCUUUACAUUGCUCAGCUACAGUACAGACGAGCAGCCCUGUUUUCCUCUUUCUUUCUUCCUCCUCCCUCUUCUUUAUGCGCUCAGCACAAUGUUACAAUCUCCAGACAAAGGAAGUCCUCCACUGGCCCCCUGUCGCUGUCCUUUUCCCUCGUGGGUAUGCGAUGAAAAAACACAGAAACAAGGCCUCACCAGAAACAAUCCUUGAAAAAUAGGAUUUCCAUUGAGUUAGAAUAAUUUGAUAUUAGAAAGUAAAUUUUUAUGUUGCUCACAGAAUACAUGUUCUUUUUUUACCACAAUGCAAAAAUGUAAUAACUGGAGUUCAAAGUGGUGUUAUGUGUUCUCCAAGAGAAAAACAGAUUUAGGACUUGAUUCUGAUUGACCUUGAAAAAGGCCCAUAGAAAUGUAACUGUUUUAUGUACUGGUGGAAAAACUAAAACAUUCUUCAUUAAAUUUCAAUAAUGACAAAGAAAAUCAGCCAAUAUUGAACAUUUGAGAAGCUGAGACAAGCGUUGGCUAUUUUUGCUCGAAAAUGACAGAAACAAAAAAUCAAUUAACAUAACCUGUGAUUAAUGUCUUUGUUGGUAUUCUAUCUUAUUCUACAUAAACAAUAGCAGAAAUGUUUGUGUAACUAUUUGUCCUUUUGUCCUUUUUGGCAAAAAAGACAACACCCUUUAUAAUAAAAUGCUGGAUCCCACAGUCAGUCAUCUACCUACCACUUAGCUUUAGUUAAGUUGAGCUAUGGCUAAAGCUUGAGUAGGGGAUUUUACUUUGCUGUCCCAGUGUACAAGCAAUUGUCAAGAAUAAAGAUAUUGACAAGUGUAUGUCUGCCGUUGCUACAGGAGAAGGUGAUAUGCCUUCUUUCAGCUUCAGUCAACCUAUUACAUCAUGUACCAAAACAAUCAACAAACACAUUGGCAAGAGGCUAACUGGUUGCAAGUCAAACAAUGAAAUUCCAGUUUUAGUCGGACUGACAAAAUAAGUGGGUUCUCUUGAACAACAUGUACAAAACUGUAAAAGUAACUCAUUAGAAAGAAAGUCUUGACUGGAAGUCUCGUCAUGGUUUAGCGUUGUCUAAUGGAUUCUGCAACUGUGGACCUGCAGAGGGAUUAGACUCUUUACCAUCGCAGCUCCAAACUGAGUGUGAAAACUGAACUUGCGGUAGAACCUCAAUGACUGGAAAGACUGGUUCCUCCUCAGCACCUCUUCUCAGUUGUUUCAAUCUUGUUAGUUUCCCCUGUGCCACCUGCUUCCAGCACACUGCCAACAGUCGGGAAAACAAAAUUAACCAUAAGAUAUUUUUAUCUGUGCCGGCUUUAUCAUUGAUCAAAGUAAAGUUUUUUUGUAUAAAUCCUUGUCUUGUGGGGGGGGGGUUCUCCCUCUCUGCUCCGAGCUGUUGUAGCUGCCAGCCAUUCAUCACUCUUAAUCCCUGUGGCGAGCCUCAUUUGUUGCAGACUGUGAGUGUACACGAAUGCAGCUCGUGUCCUCGGUAAUGAUCCGCUAAUUAUGAGAAUCCACAGCAGCCUCGGGGGUGUGAAACUACACCUGUCCUCUGCUUUCUGUGUGUGUGUGUGAGUGUGUGUUUGUGUGUGUGUGUGCAGAUAGCAGGCAUAUGUGCAUGCUGAGAGUGCGUAGGAGGGAGGGAAGAACAAUACACAAAUACCUGUAUAAUUAGUCACUCACUCUGUCACCAGGUUAUUAUAUUUUCUCUCCAUAUUGCAUUUGUCUUAUACAUUUUAUUUAUGAGUUACUCAACAGACAUCUGGUGAACAUAUUGUUCCAAAUCAGGUUUACAUGUAGAAUUUAAGUUUUGUUUUUCAUGCUUAGAUCUGCAACUUUUUUUGGGUUGGGGGGUCUUCAGGAAAGUUUUUAGAAGUUUUCUUUUAGCUGUUAAAGGUCCUAUAAAGAGUAUUUUUACAUUUGUGAAACACACUGAAAUCCAUACUAUUGUCUUUUCAUGAUCCUAAAAGGCGAAAAGACUAUCAGCAACAGGAUUGAAGAAUUUUAUAUUUUAUUUAUUAUAGCUAACUUUUCAUUUUACAUUCAUAAAAAUGAUACAUUUGUUUUUUUUUUCUUUAAAUUUUUAUUUAAUUGGUGAUGUUUCAACUUUAGUCUCAUAGAACAUAAUGAAAAUCAAUCUUCUUCCUCUUAUGUCAUUUCCUCAUCCCUAGCCCUCUUAUCUUCAUAAUUUACAUCUGAGAAGAAAAGAUAUGAACGUAAAACUCUGAGUCAACCUUCCUUGUUUCUGCAAGUUGUGUAAAAAUAUGACUUUGUGCAAACAGCUCAGUCUAAAUGUGUAUGUGUCGUGUCCAUAGACUGUAUAUAGAAUGGACAGAGUCUGCCUCCUCGCUGGGUGAAGCCACUCCGAGAACAGCACCCUCUGGUGACAGGCUGCAGUAUAAGUCAUAAAUCCCGCCUCUGCCAGAAAAGCUUAUACAGCUGUGGACAAACUUAUAAAAAUUUAUUACACGAUGUUGACUUGUAGUUACUGUAAGACUGGUUUGUGUUCAAGUCCUUUUUUUUCUGUGCAGCUCCAUUUUUAAAAGUUAUUAGGGGGUUCAUGUUUUCUAUGAUUGACAAUUGAUACAGCCUAUGGGCGUACGAAGAUUGCGUAGCUCAGCCAAGGGAUACGUUGUUUGAGCCGAACGUCAUCACAGCGACUCUCGGCGACUCUCCCGUCCAAUGCGCACAACGCUUCUGCGCAAUGUUGGUUUCAGGAAAUGGAGAGAAAAUGCAGAAUUACCGAGAGCUUUUUGACUUGAUAUCCGUAUACUGGCGAAAGGCGGAACCAAGUUGUCGAUAGUAUAAACAGUCCAUGGUUGUGUCAUUAACACUUCUCCCUGGUGGCCAAAAAUGCUACUGCAUGUAUAAAAAAUAUAAAUGAAAAUACAAAUGAAUCAAGCUUCUCAUCAUGUUUCAUUUCAAACCUCUUCUGACUGGACUAAUAAAUAUUCUUUUUUUUCUUAUAGUCGAGCCAUCAAGACAAACCAGGACCUCCUCCCUGAGACUCCGUGGACAAACAUCCUUUACGAUGACUUCUGGGGCACCCUGCUCACCCACAGCGGCAGCCACAAGUCUUUCCGCCCGCUCUGCACCCUCUCCUUCCGCCUCAACUACACCCUUCACGGCCUGCGUCCCUGGGGCUACCACCUGCUGAACGUCAUCCUUCAUGCCCUCGUCACCACCCUCUUCACCACCUUCAGUCGCCCCCUGCUGGGCGGAGGACUCUGGAGUCUGCUCGCCGGUCUUCUUUUUGCAUCGCACCCAAUUCACACUGAAGCAGUUGCGGGCGUGGUGGGACGGGCAGAUGUGGGCGCCUCGUUGUUUUUCUUGCUGUCUCUUCUCUGCUUUAUGAGACACUGCGGACUUCGUAAGGAACUACGAGGACGGGGGGUCCAGAGUAGGAAAUGUAGCGGUUACUCUGUCACCCUCUGCUGGACCUGGAUGCUCGGCAGUCUUUGGUGUGCAGCAGCCAGCAUGCUCUGGAAGGAGCAAGGCGUGACUGUGCUGGCUGUGUCGGCUGUAUACGACCUUUUCGUGUUCCAGAGACUCCGGUUUCGCCAAGCGCUUCUCCUCCUGCUCGGGAAGGUAAAGAAAUACACGCAAAGAAAAAAAGAAUUGCGGUGUUGUGCUCUCUUGCUUUUAAUUUGGCUUUUCUACAUCUCCUGCCUCUCUUCCUUCCCUCUGAGGCGAACCUCCUCCCGCCAGCUGUUAACAGUUCCUGUGCGGUGGAUUUAGUUUUCUCUGUGUGCAAAGUGUGUGUUUGCUUUUCAUUAGGAGUGUAAUUAGGAAAGCUGUUCUGCAGCGUGGUGCACGAAAACCACGCUACUCUCAUUUGUCUUCUGUUUAACAGGAAGAAACAUUAUGCACAGGGGAAGUUUUCCGCUUCCUCGCAACUUUAUUUUGCUGCGGUAAAUAGAUGCACAUUAAUGCGAGGAAAUUUAGAUUAGGAUCUCGGCCUCAUUAUGUGUGUGGCAGUUGCGCAAGACGAGCUAUUUUUGGGUCGAGUUGUUCUUGUUUUCUUUUCUUUUUUUAAUCUGAAGUGACAAAAGGUAUGUGCAAGAAUAACAACAACACAUCCUGGUAAAAGAUUUGGUCCAUUUGUCCAGAAAUGUGUCUCAACACUCACACAUACACACACACGUGCACUGCUUCCUUGACGCAGUGAGUCAUCAGAUUAUAGGAAUUUUGUUCGACAAGGAGACCUCUUCAACAUUUGAUCAGAGAAACUGCUCCUUGGCCGACACGAUGGUUCUCAUAAAAAGCAUAAGUAGCGUGAUAAAAAGUCCCCUUGGAGAUGAGUGAGCAAGGGCAGCCCAGCUCUUAAUGGAGUGUGUGUUUGUGCGUGCAUUUAAAGGGGCUUCUUCAUGGGGAAAACAUCUAUAAAUACCUCUGUUUGUUGCAGUGUAACCUUGUGUACCACAUAUACUAUGGAACUCUCUGUCGUAUACAAACUCCAUCCUAUUACAAACUCCAUCCAUGACUGUCCCAUUUGCACAGCCUCUGUCCGGAGGAAAACAUGCUUUACUGCUGAGUUUGUGAAGCUUUACCGUUCCUGUGGGGCCUCUUCUCCAGUAAUAAUUUCUGGCAGGAUGAUAACCCCUCGACUGUUAUUCGAGGGCCUGCGGUGAGCGGCCCACAGAGAUCACAGAGGGGCAGGAACACCGAGUUAUGAUGUUUUUCCUCCCCUUUGCUUGGCAGGGGUGAUGUGUAUGUGUGUGUGAGCUUCCCUUACUACUAAACCAUAAACAGAUGCUAAACAACACCUGUCUAUCACAUUGCAGCCAGUCAUGUGUUGAAGCUGCAAAAGUAUGUCAGGAACUCUGGCUGCGGCCUGUUUUUCAGGUGAUGUAGCGUACGAAUGUAGAGCCAAGAAACCGAGAGAAAAAUAAGACGAUUUUAUCCAGGAUAUCAAAUGACUAAUCCAAUUUCUGACUACUUUUUUGUCUUUAUUGCUUCAAGAUUUAAAAAAUAUGGUUUUAUUAGAAAUACUUUAAGCUGUAUCUGGUUUAGAUAUUUUACACUGCUUAGAAAUAGGAUUCAGACUCUGUGAUCUAUAUGGUGGCAUAAACCAGAUGAAACAUUUUUAUAUUACAUGUUCAGGAUGGGACAACUAUGCCUCUUUUAAGCCUCAUGUUCAAAGCAUUAAAGUGGUGAAGUGAAGUCAAACUGCCAUGAUGCCAUAAGGUUUUACUGUAACAGAGGUGAAGCAGUUUCACGAAACGUAAGCGCUGGCAGAGCAGAGCUGUGCUUUUCGUCGGGGUGGGAGAAAAAAAUCGAUACAGCAUAGUAAUGCAAUAUUUUGUUUGGUGAUAUAUCGUAAUGUCUUAUUUACCAAGUUUCAAUUUUUCAACUAAUUGCUAGUAUGAAGUCAAAUCUAUGAUAAUGGAAAAACAACAUCAACUGUUUGUCCAGUGAGGUUGGCAGAGGUGACAUCAGGAGAAAGUUAGCGCAACAAAUAUAUAAAAGGUUUGCAAGACGUGCGACAUGAAAAUAAAAUACAGCGUAAACAAGACAAACAUAAAGGAAAGACAAAUGCUAAAUUAGCUUAACAGUUGGAAAAAUUAUAUGAAUCGCAAUAUAUUGUAUCGCAAUACUCACUGUCUUGCAAAAUGUUAAAAAUCAUAAUAAUAUCGUAUCGUAGAGCCACUAAAGAUUCCCACCCCGAGCUUUUCGUGUGUAUUUUGGAGUCUUAUGCUGUUAGUUAACAUGUUUGGCCUCCUAUUCAUGAUUUGUAAUAAAGAGGAAAACUCCACAUCAUUUUAACAAUGAUGUAAGGUUCGAUAUAGGGCCCGACCGAUUUAUCAGCGAGCCGAUUUAAAAAAUUAAAAACUUUAUAAAAAAUUUAAAAAUUGGCCGAUUAAUCAGUAAUCUAAUUUUUUUCCCCCCUAAUAAUCGGUAUCGGUUGGGCCCUAGUUCGAUAUAAGUAAGAAGGUGGUCUGUGUCAUUUACAAAACUAGGGUCAUAAAACACUUUGAUGUGGCGGUUACACCAACAAACAAGCUGCAAUCUUUUAUGCUGAAAUCAUGUUUUCUGAGGAUGUCUUUUUAAUCGUCUUUUUGGAUCAUAUGGUAGUAUUUGUUUUUCUUAUUUUCCUGGCCCUUUACCAAUGAUAUGAGUAUUUGAGUGAAAAAUAGCCAAGUAAGAAAAUCUGAUUAAAAUAGUUCUGCAGACAGUUGAUGAGAAAAAAUAACCACGGUUUGAUACGUUUUCCAACUAUAAAUUAGUUUAAAGCCAUCUCACCAUUUUUCCAGGCUUCUGAAACAAUGUAGGAAAAUUUGUCUGCUCACAAAAAUAUUUUGGGUUUUUCCUGAACAAUUUCAUGGCAAAUUGACCCUGUAAAGUCAUCAUAUUGUGCCGAGUACACAAAGAAAUUGGACUCAUUUUCCACUUCUCAGUGAAUCCGUUUUCCAGCUUUUAUUUUUGAACCCGCCACUUCAUCGUCAGCGAGCGCUGUGUGUUGAAAGGUCUUUGGCGAACUGAUAUGGAAGAUGCUGAAUCUGAUUCUGGCUCUUUUCAGCUUUUAAAUUGGUUGUAUGGAUGUAUGGCAUUUAUCUUUGAAAACCUUUGAUUACUGCUGAAAAGUUGGAAUUGAGCUUUCUUUGUGAUAUUUUUCUCAGCAAUGAUUGCAUAGUUUGUGUUUGUGCAAACUCAAAAAGUAAGUCCUGAGUGUUUGAAUCAUCGAUCUCUCUGAAAACGCUGAGAUAAUUUUGAAAUUCUCUUAUUUAGAGACGUUUUCAAACCUUUGCUGAGAGCAGUAUCUUUUGGCACUGUGUCUGUUGUUGUGUAGAAUCAAAAAUAACAGAAACAGAAGAUUUGAAAUGAAAGAAACAGAGAACAACUUGUUCCUUUCUGUUGCAUUAUGCUGUGAAAGAUUUCAUCACCCUCGCUGCUUGUCAUUAUGAAAAAUCACCCUUGCCUGGGCAUUUAUCACACAGAGCAGGGAUAUCACCAGCAGCCUCCACCUCUCUGCCCAGACACAAUAGCCCCAUGCCAGCCCAACAUGUCCCGGUGCCAAACCCCCCCCUUUCUCUGCCGCCAGCACAUCUGGCUCAUUUAUCACUCUGCCUCUGCCCUCAUCUGCCGGCCCAGUCAUGGUUAUCUUGGCAGGGAGCUCGUUACGAAGCGGGGCCAGCCGCAGGGGCAAUCACUUCCUUGAUUAGGAGCCAGGCGUCUGAGGACGUAUGGGAACACAAAAGAGAGAAUAAGCACAAGAGAGGGGAACUAUGCUCUCACUUUUUGUUCUUAUCUCAUUUGGGUCUUUGUCACCUACACAGGCUUUUGAGCACUUUGGAAAGAGAGGACUCUGCUUCUGUUGCGUCUUGUUCAGGUGACAGAAAUAAAUGGGAGAUAAAGCAGCUUUUUCUGUUAAUUAACAAGCCACAGUAGUUCCACUCCAGAUGCGUGUCACCUGUCACAACAAUAACAUGUCCCUUAUCUUAGUAUAUAUAUAGAGCUCUGUGUCUUUUUGAAGACUUUAUAUCCAGUCCAAAGUAAUAAACUUAAUGUCUGCUGAGGUUAUUUAUCCAUUCGUCAAAAAACAUUUCAGUACAUUUGAAGCGGGGAUGUACAACUAACAUAUCAUCAUUAAGUGUAUUAGCUUCUAUAACGUCUGGUUAGCUUUGAUAAAAAACUACUGAAGCUAAUUUAGAGUAGCUCUGAGCCAACGCUCAUCUUAGUAUAGAAAUUUUCAGCUUUUCUGCCUUUUGAAAGUUAAUUUUUGCACUAUUUGCAGACCCAAUACAGUCAUGAUUCUUCACCUGUGGUACUUUUGGCCAUACAGGUCCUUGAAGUGGGAGUCAUUGAUAAAUGUUGAUGUUUUAACCACAGUAAUGUCUUUGGAGUUUGUUCUUCCUCUUUAAACUCAUAAUCCCAGAGCCCAUCACUGAGCUUUCUUUUAGUUUCUCCUGUAACCGUUUUGGUGUGAUCAGUCACCCCUUUUUUUUUUAGAAAGAACUUGGGUCAAACUUGCUUUUUUUCUUGCUUUGUUGACAGCUUGACUAGAGACUUAAAAAGCAGAAUGGGAGGGAUUUUGAUAACGCCAAUGGUUACUCAAUGACUGCAAGGGGUGUAAAGAUUACACAAGGUACUACUUCUGAUACUUCUAUCCGAUAUUUCUGAUACCAAAUUUAUCUUGCACAGCUUAGCCUGCUGCUUCAUCUGUAUGCAUGCCAGGCACUAAAAGAUGCCACCAGUAUGCUAGCCCCUGACUUGGCAGGGUUUUGGCAUCACUUUUAACUAAGGAGAGGAGUGUCAUCCUUACUAAUUCACAGUCAGUUCUUCAUACGAGUUUAACAGCUCAAAUGAUAUAAAAGAAUCAUUUAUUAAUACUGAAUCACAUCCAUAUUUAUUGUUUUACAGCACCUCAGGCUCUAAAAGAUUUUGGUUUCUCAACCUUUUGACCUCCCAGAUGUAUUUUUUGCACAAGAUUUUAAAUACCAGUGCGUUUUUUUGCAACUGAACUUAGAAAACUCAUCAUAGUUUCAACUUGUCCACAUUUUUCUAUUUCCUUAAAAAAAACCUAGAGAAUUGCAACUGGGAUUGCAUUUGUUGAGGAUAAUUUGGUGAGAUUGGUUAUUUCAGGCUGGGACAAUCCCCUAAAGAGCCAGCAAAAUUCUGUGUGGACUGUAUUUCCUGAACAAUGAAGAUUACAUCUCCCCCGCUCUUGAAUCACCUGAUCGCUUCUUCAAAGCAGCCACAAACAAUAAGAAAGCAAAUCAGCUCCAGGAUAGCUCGGGAGGCAGAUGUGCCUCAGCCAGCACUCCAUUUCUCAUCCUAUUAACUCCCUAAUCAGACUGAGUCAAGGUUUCAGAUGAGACGAGGGCGGGACGCAGAGAGAGUUAGAAAGUGAUGGAUGGAGACAAAGAUGGUGCGGCGUGAGCACAGCAGCGGCAGAAUGAUGCCAGAAUUAUAACAACUUAACGUCUUUGUUCUUUCCACUCCCUAUUCGUCAGUGGCUGAAACAAACGGGUUGAUGAAUGUCGCUCCAGGCGUUAGACAGGGCCCUGGGAAAUGCUUAGCUUUUUUUCAGGCUGGCAGAUAAAGUCAGCCUAGAGUAAACCGGGAGGCAGCGAAGAUUUAUUUCAUUAAAAGGUGUUUGUUUGAAUGUUAUGCAAGGGUGUUAAGGAUUAACUUGCUUGAACAAACUGUGAGUGGUUAUACCUUUCAGAUUAAGUCCUGCAUUAAGCUGCAAAUCAAAGGUGUGAAAUUACUCCAAUAGAAAGAAAGUGUUUUAUUUUUUUUUUUAUCCUUAAUCCUCUCCAGCCGAUACCUUUUGGGUUAUAUUACUGAAACUUAAAUAUAUGCACCUGGAGACAAAGAAAAUAUGAAAGAUAUACAAUUGAGGGGUUUAAUUUUGGUCUUGGAGUUAAAUUUAUACCGUCUGCUUCUCCCGGCUGGCGGCCUGAUGAAUGUUGGGCCAAUUAUCUUGUAACAGAAGCACUGAGCUGUGAAAUGAUGCCCUCUGUUGCAGGUUUUGCUGUAACCUCGUAGCUUUGCAUGCAUUCAUGGAUGAAAAGGGGGUUAAGUUCAGACUUUUGAGGACAUCUUAUCAUUAAACCGCUAAUAAAAACUUGUACUUCUCUUUUAUGAAACCUGUCUCAUGAUCACUGGGAGUAUGAGGGUUCAUGUCGGCUCUAAUGCACAGAUUUUGUCAUAAACUUCAUGAUCCCACUUGAUGAACGCCAUCUGUUAAGGAGUUGGUGUAAUUCGUUUUCAUUUACAGAGCCGACUCAAGUUUAAUUAACAGAAAUGUCACCUGAGAUUUACAAGCAGAUUAUCGCAAAACAACAAAUUUGGCAGCUUCUGUGAGGAGAUUUUUACGUGUAUGAAAUACUCUGAAAUUCAUAGUGAUGCCUUUUUAUGAUGUACAAAAGAUUGAUUAUUUUUAUAUCGUAAUUUUUAAUUGCCUAAAAUUGGUCUAAGGGGAUCGGUGUCAGUAGAGCUGCUGAAGAAGAGGCCCCAUUUUCACAUGAUACUCAGUUUUUUUAAACAUAUGUUUAUUGCAUAUUUUGUAACUUUUCAAACAGUGAACAACAUAGAACAAGAAGGCACAUACAAAAAACAACAACAAAGAUAAUAGUAAUAAUAAUAAUGAAAAUGAAUUUUUAAAAAGAUAAAUAAAUGAAAGAUAAGUAAACAAAUAAAUAAUUGCAUAUAUCUUUAUACACAUACUGUAUUAUAUACACACACAGACAUGUCUGUAAAGGUCUAAAUGUGUAAACUAAAACAAGAUAAAGUGAAAAUAAGAAAAACACUUUGUAAGCAUACUGGUGUAAAAAUGCGCAGAGACUGUUCUGUCCGCUGAGGGUACCAGAAUUGACUUCCCCAAAAGGAUCUUUAAUCUCAUCAUACAGCAUCCUGUAAAACAAUGUAAUGAAUAAGGAAGAGUAGUUUAAAAAAAAAAAAAAGUCUGUAAUGAUUUCACGACAAAUGUACGCUUUGACAACCAACUUAGUUCAGAAGAGUUACCAGAAUCAGCAUUUAAUGAAAACUUCUUACUGUACCCUUAAUUUGGUGCUUAGGAACAACACUCAAUCGCAGGUUACAUUUGUAAUUUAGCCGACUGUGACUGAUUUGUUACAUGGUAAAAUUUGUAUAUGGUUUAAUCUGGUUUCAAAGUAACACUUUGAGCUGGCACUCCCACAACUCUUUAAAGCAAAUUAAGACCUAAUCUCUUAAUAUGUGUUCUUGAAUGAGAUUUGCAUUGUGUUUACUAAUCUCAGUAAAUACUGAACUCUAACCCUAAGGAAGUUUGAUAAAGGGCCAACAAAGCUUUAUCAAGAGCAUGAACUGCCUUCACAUCAGUGUCCAGGAAGCUUUUUGAAUGUGAGGUGAACUCUAGGCGAGUCUUCACCCUCGGACCCGUAUUAUUACAGGUUUUAGUUCCAGCAGCGGCGAGUCUUUCUGUGGGGUAAUUAGGUUACUCUAUCAAAGUCAACCCACUCAAUGCCAGCCACACCGCUGCUCAUGUCUGAUGACUCGGGUGAGUUGCGCCAAGUCAGCAGUAUCCAGAACACAUUAGAGAGCUGGAAAAAGACCUGGACAAAUGCCUUAUUGUAGCUUUCAUCACAAUUUACAGCGUCGUCUUUGGUGCUGAAUCAAUGCGAGUGCUGCUGCUUGUGUGUGUGUGUGUGUGUGUGCGUGCGUGCGUGUGUGUGUGCAAAUGCAGAGUGUUUAAAUCACUUAAAGUUUUUCCUUGCAUUUAUCUUAUGGAAAAUAAUUCUAGGGAUGAUAACAUAACUUUUGGAAAACUUAACUGCACAUUUUUCCAAUAUGUUACAGAAAAGGAACAUUUGAGGUAUAUUGAACGUCAAAACAAAAAGUUGGUGAUUGGACUGAAUGGUUGGAAAUUUAAGCCUCGCUCCUGUGUGUGACCCAAACCUAUGGAAUCAAUGACACUCAUGUUGGACCCCAAGACGAACAAAACGAACUCCAAUGUCAAAAUGGAAAUCCAAUCAAAAAUGGCUCCAAAGCGCCCCCUACAAAAUUUCAAAAUGUAAGCCACGCCUCUGUGUGUGACCCAAAGAUAUGGAAUCAAUGACACUUAUAGUGGACCCCAAGACGAACAAAAGGGGGAGGCGGUCGACAGAGGUGGCGGUGCGACACAGCUCGGUCCCCUUGGUUCCCUGCGGGGUGCUAGUUUUGUUUUAUGUUACACUGCUAAAUUCCAUUUAGUAGAGGCUUCUGUCCAAAGCAGCGUACAUCUGAGAGUAACUGCAACACAAGCAAGGAUCUGGACAGAAGGAAGUGACAAGACUUACAUUAGGACUACAGAGAAGAAGAGUCUAGCUUGAGUGUACAUAGUUAUCCCUGAGAGAGCUUGGAAAAUGCAGAUCUAAUGGAGAAGGAUAAUGUCAUUGCAUCUAUACUUUUAUAACCAACAUUAAAAUAUUAAAACUAAAUUAAAAUAAACUUCAAGUUUAGUUUGAAUCAUCUAAAAAUAUAUAUUUUGAAUGUUGUAGUCUUUUAUAUGAGGUUGUAUAGUUUUGUUAUCAUUUUAAAGCAUCUGUGGAAAACUUUCAAGUCGUGUUGAUUUUGGAAUGAUUUGCACUGAUUUUGAGCUGCAAAAAAAAAAUCCCAUCCUCCUCUCUUUUAACAGUCAAAUGCAUCAGAUAAACCCUGCUGUAGAACAUGUGACCAAAGGCUGUUGCUGAAUGCGGGUAAUCACAUGAUCUGAAGUCGACCCCUCACCAGUGGUUUAAAUCAUUAAAAAAAUAACCCUAUAAAAACACUUCUCUUUGUUUCAGUGGUUUUGCUUGGUUUUUGCAGUCAUUAUUAUCAGUUUCAGUCUGUUUCAAAACCAGCUAAAAAUUCCUCACAGGAGCUAUAAUUUGUUUAAAAGUUGGAAAUUCAAAAGAUCAUCCAGAAUUAGGUUACUUCUAUAAGUAGCAAAAGAAAACUCCCAUAUAUAGUCUGAGUGAAAAAAGUUAGGAACCUUGUAAAUUGGACGUGACGUUAACAGGAUACAUCCUGGAGGAUUGAACUCCUGCUGUCCUGCGUCAGUUCAUGGCAGCUUUAAGCAGAGCCUGUACGAAGUCAGCUGUAUCCUGCUGUUUCUUCUGACUUGUUUAAACACUUCAUGCUACAGUGUCAACAUGCAGACCGCUCACUUCUGGGAUUAAUAAAAAAGAGAGCUGGUAAUGAAUGGCACCGUUAAAAGAUGAAGGCUCGGGAGCUCAACGCUGUGUGUUUAUGUGCGGAAAGUGGGAGACUGGGAGAGUGAGGGAAGGGUAAAUUUAAGGACAAAAGUGGAUCAUAAAGUGAAAGAAUAAAAUAUAAGGGAGGGGAAGUCACUGAAAUUGACGCAAAGUUUCCAAACGAGGAUCCAAACUAGGGGAGAUAUGUGGAUGAAUGUGAGGUUCAAAGGCUUGGAGUGAGCGAGAUCUUCAGUUUGACAGCUGGCGGGGGGAUUAUGCCAGUCAUCCUCCAUGGAUACACAUAGAUCCCAUAAAGGCCAAUCAAUCAACGUGAGAACUAGUUCCCAGGAUUUGAAGUUAGACAGCAGGAAGGUUGACAACUGUUGGAUUAGAGGGAGAAAAAAUAAUGAAAACGUUUUUCAGGGAGAUUCUGGCAAGACAUCUGCGUUUUGUGCUGCCAUUUUGCUUUAUGAUGGCGCUUUUUUUAUAUUCCCAAUUUAAAUGAUAAAAAUAACACCAAAGAUGUUAUAAUUAAAGACACAGAAAUGUGAUAACUCUUAAACUUAGUAAUCAUCACCACUAAAUUGAAAACAGAGCACAGGACGAUGUUGAAUCCUUCAGUUUGAUGACAUUUAAAUUCUCCCGUCUAAGCCAAGAUGUCCGCCUCACCAUGUGUAGAAAGACGGCUCAGUGUCAAAAGAAACUUCCCAGAUUUUUGUUUUCACUUACAAAACCUUGUAGAGGAAGGGUGGACCUUUCAUGUAGUAGCAGUUUAGUUUGUCAAACACAGGUGCUUCAUGUAUCCUUCAUGAAGGUCUCUCCUGAUGUUGACGGGCGAGCUUACUGGCACUCAUGACUGUGACAGAGCAAACCAUUAAUGUGAUCAGUUACACCUGUGUUUCCGUUAGGGGACGAUACUUUUGAGUGGGGUAUUUUCUGUCAAACUUUUGGUGUUUUGUCCUGAAUAUAUGACAGAGUGUUAGGGCCACAUUAACAAAAAAAAAAUGACAUAGAAAUUAAGACAUUACUUAUGAGAAAAAAGUCGUAAUAAAAUCAUUACUUACGAGAAUAAAGUCGUAGCUAUCGUAUGAAUCUAUGUGCCAUACGGUGUUGGUGCCUCUGCAGGUGUUGGUUGCUGCUGGUGUUGUGCCAACAUCAGAGACAGACGUGGUGCUCCUUGGAGCUCAGCUCCCACAAAUGUUGAUCAGUUGGAUUAUUUCUUGAGAAACCACAAAAGCCCUCUGACUAACCCACUGAUAACUCUGCAGUUGACCAGUUCAAGCCAUUUCCUCCUCCACAAAAGCAGCUUUAAGACUUUAUUUACUUUACAACUUUAUUCUCGUAAGAAAUGAUUUUAUCACGACUUUAUUCUCAUAAAUAAUGAUUUUACUACGACCUUAUUCUUGUAAUUACAAAGUCUUAAUUUUUUUUUUUUUAACGUGGCCCUAAUACUCCCACGUACGAAUAAGACAAGGAAGAUUGAGAGAUACAUCCGAGGCCCAAAAAGUUAAUAGGGGCCUCUGAAGGGUCACCACAAAUAUACUCUUUGCAGACAUAGAGGAUCUGACUGAUUCAGGAAAGGUCAUAACAGACCUGCUCAGUCACCUGUUGCUUCACCAGCCAGAAGGGUUCAUUUAUUUGCUGAACUGACUUUUUAAAAUUAGGGUCAUAAAUCGUGUUGAAAGCAGCCUCUGCUCUGACCUCCUCUGGCACUUGGAGCUGUGAUUGAUCGGGAAGUCAAUUAAGGAACGAUUUGGAAAUAGACAAGGCAGUGAGGGAUAAAAUGAAGCUCAUUCACCUAAAUACCACAAAUUACUCUCUUGCUGGAAAUUGGCUUAUCCUCUGAUACCAAGCAGAAUUGGAUUUCUCGGACAGUUUCCUCCCCUGACAGCUAAUGCAGGCUCAUCUAUCAAUACGCACACUCCCGUUUUAGUGAAAAAGGCUCUCUGUCUUAUCCUUUAUGUACAACCUUCCAGCAACCUAAUCAAUAUCCAUUUUUCCCAAUCCCCCCCUCCUCCCUGCCUCUUUUAGUGCUCUGAAACUCUUUGAACUAGCCCUUUUCCAUCUUUCUAUUGACAAGUGACCUCCCAUAAACAGCUCUGCCUGCAUUUCCCACCCUGGCUAACCUCUGCAGAAAUCACGCUUUUCCAUUGAAUAUGUGCAGAAAACAAGAACUGAACUGGAGCCAGUGGGUCAGGCCAGUCAAUGCUAAACCUCUUAUCUUAAUCCUAACAUGGGUUUGCCAUGGAUAACCGGUGUUUUCCAUCAUAUGGUUCCUCAAAGUGCACUCAUGAGCUUACUCAAGCGUACUCGUUGUAGGAGAGGGGGUGUUUCUCCCUCGAGUUUAUUAAUGAGACGAAUGAAAGGGUGUUUUUGUGCUCCGUGUAGCUUUUAAAGAAAGCUUUUAACUGCUUAUUGCUCAAUUCAUCCAGAGCCGAUUAUACAGCGAACUUAAAUUAUUGCUACAUUGGAGUAAACUCACUUAGGAGAUAAAAAGGAACAGUGGAUUAACACUUUGAAUUAUAGCAGCUCUGAAGGUGAUUAUUGCUUAAAUCAAACCCAUUACUGACCACAGGAACACUGGAUCACCAAUAUGUAAUGCUUUUUCCAAGCACAAAUACAUUUGUGAUUCUCCUGAACAGGUUCAAAUAAAGUUCAUAACAGACAGAAGUUCAGAAAGUAUAGAGGGGGAUGAAAGUUAGGUCAUUGUGUUCAUUGUAUACCGUAUAUACAAUGUAUAUUCAUUGUCAUUGUCAUUGUAUACCGGUGCAUCUUUCUCUGAAGGUGUCAGUUUCUUUCAUAUAUCUUUACUUCUUACUCUUUCUAAAUUACAGUACAGUUACCAGGGCCUGACUGAUAUGGAUUUUUUGGGGCCGAUGCUGAUACCGAUUAUUGGGGGGGGGGGGGGUCUGAUUACCAAUUAAUCGGACGAUUUUUUUAUGGAGUUAAAAAAAAAAAUGGUAACCCUUUCUUUUAUGGUACACUUAUUACCAGGUAAUUAACAGGUAGUUACCUAGUAACAACAUGAAAUUAUCUGGUAAUUACAUGAUAACUACUAAGUCAAUACUGUCUAGUUACCAGGUAGGUAACCUUCCAUCACCAUACAAAUUUGAAGCCGAAUUGCUCUGGUAUUUCCAGGAUUUUCUCCACUUCCUGGAACCACCACUUGCGCAGUAGUAAUGUACGCAUUCGGUGGGUGAGUUGCUGUGAUAAUGUUUGGCUCAAACAGCGUAUCAUUAUGCAAUCUUCGCACGCCCAUAGGCUGUAUCAAGUGUCAAUCAUAGAAAGUAAGAACUCCAAAUAGCUUUUCAAAAUGCAGCUGCCAGAAAAAAAGAAAAACUAGACAGUAUUGACGUAGUAGUUAUCAUGUAAUUACCAGAUAGUUUCAUGUUUUUACUAGGUAAUUACCUGUUAAUAAGUGUACCGUAAAAGAAAGGGUUACCAAAAAAAUACAUGUAUAUUGUAGAUAUCUACAGUACUGUAGAUAUACUGUGGGCUACUGCUCUUCACGCCGACAGGAAGACCGACUGAUCAAACUCGGACCAGAAAAGCGUUUUCAACUACACCCGCCCCGCCGAUCGGUGCCUCCGCGUUUUAACUCACUUGACACAUUUCCGGUCUGGUUUCAUCUGGAGACAUGACCCUAACCCUAACAGGCCCUAACAGUUACCAAACACGUUUGUACCCUUAGUAUCUGGGUAAAAUAUCACGGGAUAAGACCACAAACAUAAAUUAACUAUUUUUAUUUUAAAGUUUAGUUUUCAUAAAGUUUGGGCAGUUUUCAUGUUUGUUGAAUGUUUAUUUUUUAAAUUUUAGUGAAAGAUGUUGUUACUGUUCAGUUUUUGUGAUUUUGUCAGUUUUCGUUAAUGACAACCUUGGAGUCUACAGAGGAUUCGCCACAUUUUAGUGUAAUGUGAAUACUAAUUUCUUUGUUUUAUGGCUGUCUUGUUGCAUCACACAGGGUAUUAUAAAAGCAGCUAAUGGUCUCUUAUCAGGCAAAAUAAACAACAGAUAGACAAGAAGAGUGUGACCUUCACUCUGUCUGUCUGAUGUUAUUACUGAUUCAUCAUCCAAUCAUAAUUAUUUCCAGUCGAGUUUAAAAAACAGAAAAUUUCAUUUUUGGUGAUAUUUUUACAGAGUGCAAGCAAUUUAAAGAUUUUCUGUCAUUUUUUUCGUGAUAAUGAUAAUAGGCCUGGGGCUGUAGCCUCAUUAGGGUUCCAGUAUUAAAUUAAACAUGCAUUUAUGUGUGUGUUUGUAUUUGUAUCACAGAAAUUUAUGCAGUUAUCCAUAAUUAUUCUCUGCCAAUACUGAGCUGCUAGUUUUAAAUGUGCAACAGCAAUUACAAGAGUAUUCAGCGUCCCAUGAGGCGGCUUAUUAAAAACUUGCUUUCGACGCUGAAGUUCCCUACAUUGAACUCAUGAGAUAAGUCGUAAGGAGUAGGGAAUGAGUUUGUAAUUUUUCAGCCAUAGAGGUCUUUUAGAUGUGGGAAAUGUCAGAAAAAAGGCUGUUUCAGCAGCGUGAACUUCAUAUUUUGGUUUGCCUAUAAAGAGAGAUAAGUAACCUAUCCAUUUCAGUCUGUUUCAUGACCAAAACAUCUCCCAGGGGAUUUGAUUACAUGAUUCCAGUUCAUUCAGUGCUCGAUAAAAGAAAUCAAAUCAAAAACAUUCCUUAAAGUUGAAUUGGGACCAUUGAUAAUUUCACAAAGUACCAUACUCAGAAAAAGUGUCUUUAAAUGCCUUUACUUUUCUUCAAAAUACCAGUAAACAAGCUAUUUAUCUUAAAAACUUGAGUGUCUUUUUAUCAAAGUACCUUAUAUUUGAGGCAGUAGACUUGCAGACAUCUGCACUGGUUAACAGUAAUAGACUUGACCUUUGGCUUUACAAUGGCCUCCUCUUACUUUUAAUGCGGCACACACAUUAAAGACUUGUUUUACUGUUUAAAAUAUUAUCAAAGGUCAAAUAUAAUCCAAAGGUCAUCAAAGGGACCGCUCAGUCGAGGUUGCAGUAGGCGCCUCCUCGGUGUGUGACAGUUCAUUUAAAGGUGUUGCGUGACAGAGGACCUAAUGGCGAUCAUGCAGCAGAAUUAAUGCUCUUAUGAGAUGUAAACAGCAUCUACAUACCAACACAAUGAGGCCUAAGCUGAUUACCAGUCACACUUGCUCCAAUCCUGACAGGCAACAAGGAAAGACUCAGAAGAAAAAAAGCCUCCCAUGCUUCAAGUUUACUUCAAAGUUGACCCCCAACGAGGGGAAGUGGGAAACCAAUAUGGAGUGAUAAGUAGAUGAAAUUCAGCACAUAUGAGCAAAUCUGAAAAUUGUCUGUGUUACUUGAUUUGUGCUUAAAUGGUCCUGAAAUUUGAGAACUUUCUGACAAACUGAAUAUGAAUUUCAAAAUAAAGCAUCUUUCACCAGUUAGACUCUGACAAACUCCAUUAAAAAUCAUUCAUAUGUGAUACAAACACUCAUAUUAUCACUAAUCAGAAGGGACUUUGUUUAUAGGGCGCAGCUGUUUAAAUCCAAAUCUGUCUUUCAAAACUUUUAACAUGUCAUGUCACACUUUUUUCAUGCAAACAAAGCUGUGUUGUUUCUGGCAGUGGUGCAAUUUAAUUUUAAAAGUAUGUUUUUGUUACAAAGAAGUGCAUAAUUGUACAUGAGUGCGGUUUAUGCCCUGGGCUUCUAUCAAAAACAUUCCAGGGAUUUCUUUGCAUAGGUGUUUUUUUAAGUACAACAGCAGGAUACUAUAGAUUUUAUCCACUCUGAUUGAAAUAAAUCCAAGUCUAGUAGGUCAUAUUCACUGGACUUGAACAUCACUUUAAAUGUGUUGUUGACAAAUACAUUUCAAGGGCCAUUUCUCUCCUUAUUUUGGUUGUAAAUGAAGUGACAUGUAUUCAAAAAGAGAACAAACUCAGGUGCUCAGGAACACAGACAAAAUAUUGUGGCUUUAACCGAGCCAGAAAUGUUGAUUUAGGUGUUUUCCUCUGACAUGACUCUUUUUUUCCUCCUCUCUUCCAGAGAAAGAACAUCAGUGUUCUGCUGAGUCUGGGCGUUCUGGUUUCCUGGGGAGUGAUUCUGCUCUCGGCUCGCCUCUACUGGAUGGGCAACAAGCCCCCCAACUUCUCCAACUCUGACAACCCUGCAGCUGACUCGCCACAUUUUCUCACUCGGACACUAACGUUCCUCCAUCUGCCGGCCGCCAACGCCUGGCUCCUGCUCUGCCCGGACAAACUCAGCUUUGACUGGUCCAUGGAUGCGGUGCCCUUGGUGAGAUCCUUGGCCGACUGCAGGAACCUUCACACCCUCGCCUUUUAUGGUGGAUUCAUCCUCCUGGCUUUGUUUGGCCUUCGUGGCUCCAAUUCCAACGCCAAGGAAACCAAUGGGAAGGCUUGCGUCGCUAAUGGGAAAUCAAUCACUAAUGGGAAUGGUUAUCACACCACUGACACAAACCAUAACACAGACCAGGGGCCACCAAAGACCACCAUGAACGGGUCAGCUGGACUCCACCACUGCCCUGCCCAGACCUCCCUGCCCCCCACAGAGAACCUUGUACUAUUUUCUUUAGCCAUCAUGUCAUUGCCUUUUAUCCCCGCCACAAACUUUUUCUUCUAUGUGGGUUUUGUGAUAGCAGAGAGGGUACUCUACAUUCCCAGUAUGGGUUUCUGUUUACUGGUCGCAACUGGUGCCAGAACCUUAUACAUCAGACUGAGGACUAGAGGCUCUAAGACCUUACUGUUGUGUCUGUGUGCGGGAUUAGUGCUGCUGAAUGGUCUCCGAACUGUACAAAGAAACAGAGACUGGAGCAAUGAGGAGAAUCUGUACAAGUCUGGGAUUAGCGUGAAUCCUGCUAAAGGUAAGAAACAGACCCCAGUUAUCAUGAGGGAACCAACUAAAAACUUUGCAAAGACAAAAGCAGAUUUGAAAAGACUUUUGUUUUACUUUUUAUAUUAAACUGAAAAAUAAUUUGAGAACUGUGUUUUUAGUUUGUCCUUCUCUAUUAUACCUAUUUACGCUUGAACUCACUACACCCAUCCUUGUUCGUGCUCUUGAAGAUGCGUGGGAAGUUAAACCACAAAAUUAUUGAAGCUGACAUCCCUGCCUUGGGAACUGAAGUUAACAGCCAAGCCCUCCGAGAAAACCAGACUCUGACUGCUUCUUCAUGCCAGACUGGUUUUAAAAGAGUUGAAUUUAACACAGGAAUUAAUGUGUAAAAUGUUACAUACUCAAGCAUGAGCAGUCUGUAUGUACGAAGGCUUUUACUCUGUUUGUUAUUCAUCAUCUGAUCUAAGUUUCUCAGCAGUUAUUUAGAAAUUAAUACCAACUCUGUGUUUCCACUUUUGACUGACAUGUUGCCCACAGCCUGGGGAAACUUGGGGAACGUGCUCAAGAACCAGGGGAAGAUGGCAGAGGCGGAGACGGCGUACAGAAACGCUCUGCACCACCGAGGGAACAUGGCUGACAUGUUGUAUAACCUGUAAGUCUUUAAGAUCUCCUGUUUGCAGAGUCUUGACACGAACCGGUUCUGAUUUCUCCCAUCCAUCACUUUGGAUCACAGCAGCAGAGCAUGAAAGACAGACAAGAAAAAGAGAAAAGGCAGAAUGGCAGAUAGAGUGACAGACGGAAGAAGAAAAUGAAAAUAGAUCAGAUAGAAAGGGAAAGACGAGGGAGAACCGCGUGUCCCUGCUGGCUCUUUGUACUUGUUCUUCUGAUUUGACUAGUCGUGGUUUGCGGGACCUGUGGGAGAACUCAAAGCUGCUUCCAAUCCUGCAACACGAGGUGUCAAAGGUGCCAAAACCUCACAGCCGACCCAUGUCUCUCGCUCUCAUGCUGACUUUGUUUUUCUCACUCAAGUUACAGAUGUCAGGAAGCUGGCAGAGCAACGUAGAGAAACCAAAGGAUGGUGCAUUUAAGCGCCGCUGUUAGAAUUUGAUGGAUGGUUUGGUACACUAGGGUUACACGUUGGGAUAUUGUAUUGGGGAUCCAGAAGCUGCGAGAGUUUUUAUUUCCCAGCUUUCCCCUCAAAGCGCCCUCAUCACUUUGACGGGCUGUAAUUUUUAGUUAAAGUGUAACUUCACCUCCACAGAUUUUACAGAUCAAGACAAAUCCUAUUUAAUUGAGUUAAAAAUGUUUCACUUUUUGUUUGUUUUUUCUGUUAGUGGUUUGCUGCUGCAGGAGAAUGAGCGUUUCUCUGAAGCUCUGCAUUAUUACAAACUGGCUAUUGGAAGCCGACCAACACUGGCAUGUAAGUACUUUAAAAAAAAGGUCUCACUUCAUAGGGGGUUCAUCAGCUGUGAGACAUUUUCACAUUAUUUAAAUCUGGCUUCGGUCUUGGACUAUUUUAAUUUAAUUCAACCCACAGUAAGAGUCCAUUAUGGGGUCUCCAUCAAGCUUUAUCAUCUUUUAAUGCUGAAUUAGAUGUUCUUAUACCACGUGGUCAUUUCCAGGGCCAUUCUGAAGCUAUUGCAGCUCGACGGUGAAAUGAUGAGAUUCAAUCUCACACUUGAGUGCUCUCAUGUGAGAUGAAGCUCCUUUUUUUUAAAUGUUCCAAGGACAAUUCAUGAGCCAGGGCAGGUUUCCAGACUUCUUUUUUUUUAGCUUGAUAAGUUAUCUCCAUUUCUGCCUCUGCCUAAUCUCCUAAUAGCCUGAUUUAUUUUUAUUUCAUAAGUACUUUUCUAACAUUGAUUUAUCUGCCUUUGAUGUCUUUCUGUUCCCUUUUUUCUAUAUUAUAUUUAUAGCUUGUGUGGGUGUGAAAUUGAGAAUACAAGGGUGUUGUUGUAAGAGAUGUUUUGAAGCAACUACUUUCCCAGUCGUUUGAAAGGACGUUCAAAUUCCAUUUAACCGCCUAGUGUAAAUAUAAGCAGUCAAAUGAAACACUCAAAAUUUUGUGCAACUUUUUUGAACUGACUGGACACAGGAUCACAGAAUCUAUAGGUUUAUUGUGUCUUAUUCAUUUGUUGAGUGUGGCUAAGGUUAGCAGAGCUAGCGCCACCAGCCUUCACUUCUGCUCGCAGGUUGACAUUCACAUGCCUGUGUCUGUUUCGCAUCACUAUUGUCUGGUACUGUCAGGAAAAAACAUAUAUUAAUAUCUGGAUAUUCAGUUAUAUGCAUUGAUAGUUGGUCCACAAUCAGGGGGGUUACAGUCCUUUACAUUGGUUGUCAUUUUCCAUCAGAUUGAGGGUGGACUCAGAAGAAGCAGUGGUAUCCUGAAGAGGCGCUAGUACAUUGUAAAAGUAUACUUUCCAGCCACUCUUUAGCUGUUUUCAUUCUGUCUCGUAACUUACAAACUAUGGAGAGUAGUGUAUGCGUAUUUCAAAAUAAAAGCUUGUUUAUAUGAUACAGGAAAUAAAGUACCCUAUACGCAAUACAGUAAAACGUCAAAUUAAAAACAUCACAAAAUAUUGUGAAAAAGUGUUUGCAGUAAACAUUGUGUAAUCUUUUAGUUAUAUUAUAAUGAAAUCUCUUUUGGCCCUUGUGAUCAGGAGAUGAGGAUGUGAUAUCGUGACCACCCUCCUUUAGUUUAUUGGUCAUAUGGCAGCUCAACCAGACACACCUACAAACAAUUUUAUCUCUAUUUUAAAAAAACUGGGCCAAAAUACCAGAUGUAGUCAGUCAUCUGUGCUUGUUUACAUCCUGAUAGUUGAUCACUGUAUAGCCUUAUGCUAAGGGAUGGGUGUUUGUAUUUGAAUGGUGGGUUGAUUUCUGCUCCUCCUCUUCCUCCUCCUCUCAGCGGCCUACUUGAACACAGGAAUCAUCCUGAUGAACCAGGGUAACCUGGAUGAGGCCAAACACACUUUUCUGACGUGCGCUGAUAUUCCAGAUGAGAACUUGAAGGAUCCGCAUGCUCACAAGAGCUCCGUCACCAGCUGCCUCUACAACCUGGGGAAACUGCUCCAUGAACAGGGCCAUCAGGAGGUUAGAGUGAAAGAACUUGUGUGAUUUUUCUAGCAUAAGUGACUAAUUGAGUUGUCUUCAUUCUCUAACUCUAAUUGAUUUAACUAAGGCUUAAACUCAGCUUUGCACAACAACUUUAUGCACACUUAAGAUUAAAUACUUCUCCAUGAAAAGGGCUUAAAGCUCAGCCAUUUAGACUUCAACCCAACACUGCAUGGUUCGUACAGCUUGUUUCGCAUGAAAUAAAAGUCCCUCAUCAAUUACAGGGCCUGUAAUGUGCUGAUGUGACACUAAAAUAGACUUGCUAAAUCACUCUUUUCCUCUCCCUCUCUGCACUACAGGAGGCUCUGUCUAUUUAUAAGGAAGCGGUGCAGAAAAUGCCCAGACAGUUUGCACCACACAGCCUUUUCAACAUGAUGGGUAAGUCACUGUUAGAGCCUGAAAAAAUUGACUCUCUUAAAAGGCAGAAGCUGAAAGUGCAGAAUUAAAUCUUCAACUCUUUAACAAACCUGUUAAAAAUAUAAAAAGGCUGUUCAGUGUUUUACAAUGACCAGUGAUGCGUGUUGUUAAAUUUGCAGCCGUUACGAAACUGGUGACUUUGAAUGACGUAAAACAAUAUAAUUCUUGGACUUGUUCGGCUCAAAUGUCAGAGAUAAUUCGACAUGCUUUUUCUUUUUAUCUGUGUAUUGUAUUCAAUUUAACAAAUUGACAUUUAAUCUCUGCCAAAAGAAACCUUCUGCAGACCUGAACCACCUGUUUGAGUCCAACACUGCAGCUCACGAGUGUGUGCCCAGACUCUGUGUCCGCUCUCAGAGAACUGAAACUAAUCCCUGUAAUAAAUCACAUCCCUCUCUUUGUUAUUAUAACACUAAUUACAUUAUUGGACGCUCAUCCUGACCGCAUAGUUGAGAUCGCAGGGCGAUGUUUGUGAAAAUUCCUCUGACGAGCUAAAUGAGAAUAAGACGUGUGUUUAGUCAGGUGGAGGGAGGGGGUGGAAGAGGGUGGUGUUUGUGUUGCUAUGAUGUCCAGGGGAUACAAAUGUCAUUUUUAACCCUAGGAGCCGACAGCAUGUCCUCAGAUCAAACAAAGUCUCAUACAGUGUUCAACAAAACAAUUUUUCUUUUGAAGAAAACUUUCACUUUAAGCCGCAGUGCUGUUAUUAUUCAGCCUGUGAGCCCCACGGAUAACAGGUGGAGUUCCAGGAAAUUGUUUUUGUAAUACAGCUCACAGGGAAAAAGCAGAAGACUACAGCAGUUUUCACAGAGGGGUGUUAAUAAACAUUUCAGCUAAUCACCUGGAUAAAAACCAAAUGCUUUUAGGGUGAGGUGAAGCCUGGGAUCAUAGCUGAAUACGACUAAAAAAGGUGAUUUUUGAAGCAUGUGAUGUCUGAGAAACCCUCUUCUAUCACCAUCUGCUGUAGCUCUAAACCAUGAGCGCUGCUGACCGUGUUCCCGCAUAAAACUGGUCAAUAAAUCAUUUUUUGUUGAAAGAAAUAUAACCUGCCCAACUAGAGGAAACUAAAAUCAACAAGACUUUGGUUCUUUUGGUAUCUUGUGAGCAAUAGUUAAAGAACCAAAAAUAUUUUAAAAAAGCUAUAGCUCAGAGACAAACCAAAAAGAAAUAAUGCACAAUAUUCAACCAUGACUGAGUUGUGAUUAUUUGGUUUGUGCCCUUUAGCUAUGGUAAGAAAACAAGGAAAUCUCGAAGAGAUGAGCGGUGGAUCAGACUACUUAAUCUAUGUUACAAUGGAUGACGUUUUUCCUCUAAAUGUUUUUAAUUGAAGCCAAAAUACCCUGAUGACAGGAGCUGACAUCUUGUGCUUGUCACUACAAUAUUAGACACUCAUUUAACUUGCAGUCGUGAGAUAAAAUUACAAUAACCCCCAAUUUCCACUGCAUCCGGAACGGCUAAGAAAAGGCUGUAUCCGCCGAUCGUAGCUGAUCAUAACCAUUCAAGUUAAUGUGUCAAUUUCCAGACUCGGAUUCGGCAGCUGAUGUUCAAUUUUUCUGGACGCCGGAGCGUGCCCGAUAAAUUCAGCACAGAUUAACCCGUGCUGGAAAGAAAGUCGGGCACGGACACAAAAUAAAACAUCCAGCUUUUUUUCAAAAUAAAACACUCUGUGUUUCAGGCAGAUAGUGUUUCACACCAUGAAAAUGGGCGGGGACAAACAAGUGAAAGGUUUACAGACAGCAUUUCAUCCCGACGACACCAUGGAUGAGGAGAUGCUGAUUCUAUAAUUCUAUAAGCAUUCUGUGAAAAUUAUGUUUAAAUAAAACAGUUUGAAGUAAUAGAAAAGACUCCAACUCUGAAUGUUUUGGCCUCACUUUAGAAGAGCUGCUACGUCAUUCAUCAGUAUAUACACUCUGUCUGUUCCAGGAGAGGCCUACAUGAGGCUGAACAGGCUGGAGGAGGCGGGCCACUGGUACAGAGAGUCCCUCAGGGCCAAACCUGAUCAUAUCCCUGCCCACCUCACAUACGGAAAACUCCUGUCCAUCAUUGUAAGUCCUGCUCACACACACACACACACACACACACACACACACACACACACAAGUACGAGACAAAACACAUUAUCUCGGUGACGACUGAAGUGCUUAACUACCAGCAGAGUGUAAUUAAACGGGACCUGAAGUGGCGGACUGGCGCGAUGAAUAAUGCAUACUGAGUGACUUAUGGGACAUCUGAGUGAGACCCACUCGUCCUAUCGAUUCCUCUGCAGAGCCCGAAGAGCUGUGAUAAUUAUUAUGAGGUGCAGGGGUCUGACUCUGGAGGGCACAUGCUAAACCAACUCUUCUCCCCAGAACCGAAGUCAAGGAGUGGAGAUUUGAAGCGUUCAUGGAUAAAGUGUGUGACCUUCGGCAGCAGUCAUUAGAAUGAAGAUUUACAUAAAUAUGUUUUAAAAAGCUUCUUGGUUUAACUGAGAUCUGGUUCAAACCUCAUGCCCAGACUGUACAAAAAUGGAUGACACAGCAUCUCCCUUUAAGGGAAACUAAAACAUAAGGGACAAAACUUUGUCAGCACCUGUCAGUCACUUCAAUCAGAGAAACUGUGAAGCCAGUAUUGUUUGACCAAGCACUAAUGUUGCUGCUCAGGCUGACUCAGGGCUCCACAGUGCGACCAUUUCACUCGCAUUUUCGACUAAAAAUAGAUGUUUGCAAAUUGUAAAAUCUAUUAGGGGCACAUGUGCGCAUAAAAAAAAAUUAGCCUAGGCAACAAAUGCUUUCUCAUGUUAUUACCGUGGUGAAGUUAGUUUUAGGUUGGACAUUCGACGGACUUUCACUGCGGAUCUACUGGUUUCUUCUCACUCUACAGAAACAGGAAUAGCAAGAGCAGCGCAGUUAAAUCUGCACCGCAGUGAGGUUAGUUUUAUGGUUGGAUAUUAGACGGACAUUCACUGCGGAUCUACCGGUGUCUUCUCACUGUCCAGAACCGGCCAUAGCAACAGCAGUGCUGUUAAAUCUCCUCGGCAUUUUCGCUGUCAACGUCUGGUGUUGAAUAAGGGACCAUCAAUAAAUUACCUGAUGUUCUCAGAAAAGGCUGUUUUCCUUCAAUAGCUUCCAUGUCAUGUGACCAAUUGACCUAAAAUUGAUGUCAAAUAAUAAUACUUAUGUUGACCAGUAAAACACACCUCUUUAUUUCCCUAAUUUGUCCUCAUACAUUUUUUGUGUUAAAUUUAAAGACAAAUUUUGAACAUUUUCUUCAAUAGCUUCCCUGUCAUGUGACCAAAAGACCUAAAAUUGAUUUCAAAUAAUAGUACUUAUGUCGACCAAUAAGACAAACAUUUUUUGAUCAAUUUUCAUUGUGCCCCGAAAGUUCUUUGUGUGCUCCUAACUUUUUCAACUUACGAGUACAUGUGCUCCUUGUGAAAAAAGUUAGUGUCAAGCCCUGUGACUAAGUAUAUAUUUUAUGGGCAGGAACUGGAGACUCAGGUAUGCAGAAAAAAAGAUGCUUGUAGGAUGAUAAAAUCUGUAAAUCAAACACUGAUUUUUUCAGACUGAAGCUAAAAAUCAGCCAUACAGUAGCUUAGGAAGUAUGUCGAAUGUCUCAGGGUCACAGAUGUGUGGAGUUAGUCAAGUGUGGAUGAAAGCUUUCCCUCUGUGAUUGGCUGAGUUCCAGUUUAUCCGUGUGCAUUCUGUCCCUCGUUGUGAAAGAAUAUGUCAAGGACGCACGAGCUCGCCCCACUUUUUUGUUUUCACCCCCUCUUCCUGUCCUCUUUUUCUUCCGAGAGCAAAAACACCCUCAUGUGACGACAGAUGUGUUCACAGCUGAGUCAAGUUUAGAUUAGGGGGUCAAAAUCCAGUCCCCUCACUGACCCCUUUCUUGACCCUUCCCUUCCACUGCCUUGGGAGUAAAGACAACUGCACAGCCUCACACACUCGCAGCUGCAACCCUUCCUGUUCUGGUCAUUUCCCCUUUUUGUUCGAAGAUGUGAAGAUAUCCAGUUCAUAGGAUAAAACCUGAAGUUCAGAUAAGAGUCAGGCAGUGUGGCGGGACAUCUGCUGCUCUUCCUCAGGCUCUAGUACUACAGCGCUUCAGGAACAGGAGAUUGGAUGGACCCUGGACAAUAGACCAGUGGACUUGCUUAUAAUGUAAUUACUCUCCUUCCUUAUUGAAUCACUCCAUCAGCUUCAUUUUUGGACGUCCUAAUCGACAAUGCAGACGCAGGAGAAAAGGUCAAAAUUAAGUCUUGUACUUUGGUUCACCUCGAUGUGUACAUUCUUCUUGCACUGUUAAUUUCUUGUAGAUCUGAGGUCACAUACUCCUAAGUUUAAACUGACCUUAGAUUGACUCAAUAACAAAGCUUGAACCCGAUAGUCUUGUACCCAUCCACAUCUAUCAGCAAGUUUCAAGUGCAGCUCCUUAAACUCCUCUUGAAACUCCUCAGUCCUUCCAAGGCCAAAGUUUUAUCAAACAGGUCAGAUGUAACUUUAGACUCCUGCUGACCGUCUGAGACCUCGAAAUGACGCCAAAGGUUGCAGUGAGGAAUCUCGUAACCUCUAAGCUGAUGUAUGAAUUUCAACUCAGCUGUGCAUUUGGCAGCCUGCUCUCUCUCCCAAGUCGGUGAAUACAGCAGCUUGGCAGUAGUCCAGUGUGUAUGAAUAUGAAGCUGGAGACAGCUUUAUAUUUCUUAAUUGGAUUGUUUUAAAUCAGAUAAUGGUGAUGCAGUGUGAGGAAUCAAAAAUUCAAGUGGAUUGGUCAUUACGGCAAAGGAUGGGUGAUGUGAUGACUUAUUUCCAGUGUACAUGAGUCGUACUUAAAGUUGUGUCUGGAUUCAUAACAUGCAUCCCUAUUUCAGUCGACCAGACUCUACUUAUAAAACACUUUUCAUGCAACAAUAAUAGAAGACAAAGUGCUGAGGAAGCCGAGAAAACGCUGUCUCAAGAAUAAAGUGGAAUAAAAUGUUAAAACUCAAGAUAGGAGGAUAAAAAUCUGCCGAAAUAUAGAAAGUAAAUAAGAUAAUGAUAAUCAAGGUCGCCGCACAGACUAAAAUCACCUCUAAAUGAUUCUGGAGGCCAAUGCAGAGACUAUAAAAUGGGUGUUAUGUAAACCCUUUAACCCUAAUUAUCCUGAUAAUGUUUUUGUUGUGAUAUUUUAUGGCCAGGUAAGUAGGAUAUAUAACAUUAAAUUAGCCCAACAUAACAUGAAAACAUGUCAAGUUGUGCCAUCAAAGCAGCUCAAACUUGGUUUCCCUGUCCUUGAUGUCUGCCUCCAGUGGACACUUGGGGAACUGCAGUUUUUGGAUUCCAGCUUCUCAGCUACCAUGUUUGAGUUGGAAGUGAGAGCAUGUUGUGUUUCAAGGUGCCGAUAUACCUCAAUUGGUGAAGCUGACAUCUCAUGAAGGGGAUCGCUGUCAGAUUGACUCCCAGUCCUGUCCAUAUCUGGUGCAUGCCAUCUCUCACCCUUAUCCCACAUUUCCAGUCCCUCUCCAGCUCUCCUAUUAUAUGACACCUAAAAUUUAAUUCUUAACUACAUUCAGCCCUGGUGCUAAACACGGCCUAUUAUUGUGUCAAACAGCUCAGUAAUGAACAGACCAAAGAUCCCACACUGUAUGAGCAUGUGAAGAAGAGCAUAUCACAAAAUUAUCUUGUAACGAUGGCCAGAAACCGUCCAUAAAUCAGCGAACCGAUGAUUCGCUGUAGCCCGACUGGACUGAACCUCUCUGAUGGAUGAAUGGAGGAAAGGUUUAAUUGAAUAUAAAGAGACAAGAGCCAAAGAAAAUGUGAAAUAAGCCAUCUCGGCCUGAUAUUCGAUCAUUCAUUUGCAGCGAUUGCGGGCAUGGGAAAAAAGCUAAUGACGCAAAACUAAUAUGCCCAGUCCUCUCAUUUCUUGUUGCAUGGCAGGUCUAAUGGCAAUAUGGAAGCAAUCAGUGCUGAAGCAUGAGACAAAAGAGGUGGAGAAGUUGAGGCCACAUGCAUACAGAAGCAAUAUCUUUCUCGGUUUGGUUUCAGCUGCGCACACGUACACACAUCUUUGAGGGUUUUUCUUCUUUGAAGGUUCAGCUCGGGAGAGGGGGUACUGUGUUCUUUAUGAGCGUGAGUUUCCAGCUGAAACGUAACAGCAGGGUGACCGCGCCUCAACUCAAGCAUGUCAGAGCACGGAAAUAAGUAAAAGCAGAAACUGUAAAAUACAAGGGAUUUUUCUUUUUCCUUUUUUUUGUACGUGUGUGUGUUUAAAUGUGUCUACUGUUGGAGGAACGUCACAGUGUACAGCACCAAAACUAUGAGUUUAAGUAGUAUAAACUUUUAGUUUGACAACAAAAAUCUCACAUUCAUCACAUAUUUGAACCAAUCACUCAAUAAGAUUCAUGUUCAUUUUAACUUUUGACCUUUAAGCUCAAGUGAGGAACUUUUGAUUUGAGCCACUUUUGGUGCCUUGUGUGAAUAAAACACUAUUUUUUUACCUUCUCUUCAAGAAAGACAGGGUAUACAUGUCUUAAAAUCCCAAAAGCAGGGUAAAGUCAGCAGCAAGAUCAUCAUUUACAGCAGAGAUGAUUGUCCUAGGAUAAAAAUAAAGUAUGUUUAGAAAAAGGUUAUGAUAAAAAAGAUGACUAAACUGAACAAAAAGCACUUGGGUAGAGCAAAGCAAGAUCAUCAUUGAUUGUACAGGAUAAGGGAGGUCUGUACAAAGAGAUGUCACCACAGCCACAGAGAUCAUUGACUUUACAGUUUAUGUAUCCUCCUAAAACAUCCAGUUUAAUUGCAGUUUUAGCUCCAGCUUUGCCUGUACCGAGAGUAAUUGAGUUAAUGUAGUAGGGGAAGCCUGUUGUCUCAUCAGAACGGCCAAAUUUCUGUCUGGCUGAAUGUCUCUUUCAUAUUGUCUGUAAAAAUCAAUUAAACAUGUCACACCAAAAAUCACAUACUACAAGACAACGCCAGAAGAAGUGGGACAGUCUUCCCUCUGCAGUACCAGAUCUACCACACACAAGGACUGGUUUAGGAUUUUAUUUUACUGAUUUUAAUUGUUUGACAUUUUCAUAGAAGCGAUCACUCUCUCUGUUAUCACUCAAGUUUCUACAGAAGGAUUUCAAAUUCAGAUUUAUGUGUCUGGUUCAAAAACAAAGACUUGUGUCUCUUAAGGGAUCCUGUCCAAAGUUUUAGGCAGCAAGAAGCAAAAACAAACAUUUUUUCACUCUGAUGUGGCCUUGUUAAGAUGUUCUUCUUGAGCAUGCCACGUACUUAUUGUGUCUUUUCUGUCCCCUGGCUUUGAAAAAUGAAGUCAAUUUGGAAACCUUGAAAGUCUGCUUGAGGCUGUCUACAAACUCAAAAGGAUCCCCAUUAGGACUAAUGUCAAAACGCCCAUUUUACAGCAAAAUCAAACAUGUUUGGAUCCUCGUGAAAAAACUCAACAUGGUACUAGUUCAGGCAGGCCACAAAGACAAGCCCAAAGUCAGCUGAUCCCAACACCUGCUCAUAGCAGAGAACCGCUCAGCUAAUCUUGUGAGCAAUACCUGCUUUGUUCUGCACAAUUAAAUAAUAGCCUACAUAGCAGCUGAUAUCAGUAAAUAAUUACCAACAGCUUUAACAUAAAUAAGUAAAAUCACUGGAUUUUCUGCACCUCCCUAACCCACUGUCUACAUCCCUUAGUGUUUAUGCGUUUCUCCUCACUCCUUGCAGCUACCAAGGUUAGCUCGGUUUGUCCUGAUAUUGCAGUACCUAUCUCUGGGACUAUCUCUUGACUUCAAAAUUUGUAAGUACAAGAAUCGAGGUUUAAAAAGAAGAACCCUCUAAAUUCCCCUUUAUAGUCCUUACAAGUGACUCAUAAAACAAAAUCACUGAAUGACCUUUGUAGCCGACAGCAGAUCUCUACGGGAGGCUAUCUCAGCUUCCUCAAGCAUACAUAAAAAGGAGCAAUAAAACACCUUUUUUGUACCAGUUGGAGGUCUUAUCGUUUUAUUUAAAAGAAAAGGUAUUAAUGGUCAACAAAAAACUUAUAAAAAGCAAUUGAGAACUUGUAAAUGUCAUGUGUUAUUAAAUAUUUCCAUCCUUUUUUUUCUUUCAGGGGCAGAAGACUGAAGCAGAGAAGUUUUAUCUGAGGGCCAUCCAACUGGACCCGACAAAAGGAAACUGCUAUAUGCACUAUGGUGAGAAAAAGAAAACAAAACUGAAGUUUAGAUUAAAAAUAUGGAUGUUUUGAAUUCAAAAAUGUCUCUUUGAGGUUUACAAAGCUUUGGAAAUGUUAUUUAUGUUCCAAACCUCUGCUAUGGUAUUUAUGGUAAUGACCAAGGAUAUAAGUUUUAUAUUUUCAAAACCGAAACCUUGUUUUUUUUUUUCAUUCGGACUCAGAGUCAGUGAAUGGAGCAGGUCAGAAUACAAAAAAGCAAAAAAGUCAGAUGUUCCGUUUUGUGAAAGUUUCAAAAAAAAAAAACAACGCUAAAGAACAGCUGGCGUGUUAAGCAACCGCUGCAUGACAUUAACUCGUUUGUGCAAAUGCGCUACAGUUUAAAGCACUCGUGGAGAGUUUUGUUUGAGGUUUUGCAGAUGGUGCAAACACGUAAACAUGCAUGCAUGCUCUUAGCGAGGGAACAGGAUCAGAGUACACUGUUUGUUAUUGGUAACAGAGAGUAAAACAUGAUACCGAGUCCUGCCUGCGCUGCUGUUAAUGCAGUAUUUUAUAUCGCUUUGGAGGAACAGGCUCCCUGCUGCUCCAUGGUGCUAUCUGUAGGGUAUUCAUCGCAGGAUAUGAAAUCUGCCCAGUCUUCCUGAGAGCACCAUUGUGCCUUGUCCCUUUCUCCUCUUCCUUAUCUCCCCUCAUUCCUUUUCGGUGCUUUCUCUGCAUCCAGUAUCUCCAGCUUUGAGUCUCAUUUAGUCCCCAGCGAGUGGAUACGUUGCUGUCUUUGGACCAAGCUGUUUCCCCUUACACUCUUUCCUCCCUCUCUGCCUAUCAGGUUAUUUUCCUUCUCAGUGUUAUCUUGUAGCUUCUUACUAAAGGUGAUGUUUAUUUUGGCCGGCCUUCUACUUUAUCUCAAAUCUGGCAGCUUUGGCUAUCCUGAGUUCGCUGGAUGAGCUCCAGGUGCAAGUGUGUAAAGAGUAAUGAUAUCUGGCUACUUUAUAACACAACGGAUGCAGACUCGAAGACACACAUAUGAGGGAUAGGAGGAAGCGAGGAUACGAAGGGUGAUGGCUGAGACAAGACCCCCCUUCCUGCCAUUGUUCACAGGAGGUGGUUUUAAGCAAACCGUCCCAGUACUUUGCAGUUUAGUUGGUUUUGUAGAAAGAAAAGGCAACCUCUCCACUUUCUCCUCUUCUUUCAUUCAGUAACAUCUGUGGCCUGGCUCACCUCUUAAUUUAUAGCCUAGAUCUGACACUGGUGGGUGCUGCACCAGGUGGUCAGACUCCCACAGGAACACGCAAGAAAUACCUCCAUCUCAUCUGUGUUCUCAAACAGUGCAGAGAAAAAAAAAAAACAAUCCUUUCACUGUCUCUUUCGCUGCGUUUCCUUCCCUUCUGCAUUUCCUGUGGUGCUUUUCUCCUUCACUGCCUCCAUUCAUCCUCCAAUCACCAUCUCUGUCAGUCAGAAUCUCUCUACAGGCUUUUUCUGUCUGUCUUUGGUUUUCUCAAAAUGGUUCUUCUAUUUGUUUUCCAAAAUAAAACACCAGAGCGUAAACCUCAAUGACAGAUAAAGAAACAAAAGAAACAAAACCAAAACCCUCACAUUCUUUGGAAAAUGAUCGCCUUGCUUGUGCUCGUAAAGUGUGUAGAAAUGAGAAUAUUUAGAUGCAGCUCAUGCCUAGAUUCUAUGUUAUAGUGCGCCCUUGCUAACCUCUCCUGUAAGUCACAUCUCAAGAAACCUUGAAUUGGCCUCCAAGGACAAGAGGCAGAAACAUGGCAGCACAAGAUGGUGGCCUCCAUUAAAGAGAACCAACUUCCUAUGUAGAUAAAAAGGUAAUUUUUAAGCAAACAAAAACAGAAAUGAUUUUUAAAGGUGAUAAUACACUAUUUUAAACCAGUGAAAAUUAUAUUCCAUAUUCCAAGGCUGCUUAAUACCACACAAUCAGUAUGUUUACAUGCAGUCAGGUUGUGGUUAUAGCUUCUUUUAACCACAAUCUUUGUUCAAGUGGACUGAAAACUGAUGUAGCGGGGGGACGCAGCUCAAGGAAGAACAUUAUGAUCAUUUCUUCAUGGAAAUGCAAUCGGACCAAGACGCUAAGGGAGAAGAACUACUGUGUCUGCAAUGCAAAACAAUUAAUAUGGUGAUUAUUACUUUAAGGAAAUGAUAAAGAAAUGAUCAUAAAUGUUCUUCCUUGAGCUGCGUCACCCCGCAGCAGUCCGUAAUGGACUGCCACGGGGUUCUGCUACAAACAAGCGGCUGCUGGAAGAGAGUAGGUGAGGUGUGUUAAGUCUUAAGAAUUAGGCAAUGUUAAAAAGAUGUUUGGUGGCUAGUGCUAUCGCUGGGACCCUACAUGUACUGUUAAUGAAGUUAGGUGCUGUUCUGAGCAUUAUUUGUGGCUAUAGGGUGGCUUUUUGGUUGAGGUUUGUUUAUGUAUUGCUAUCGUGCGGUUGUUCUUAAGUUGAUAUAACUAGAGAAGCAAGCAGUCGGCAACAUUCAUCUGUCAAGGGGAUGUCUAACUCGGUGUUACAGUGUGUUUGACCCUAAAUUAAAAAAUUUUACUAAAUUUUUCCCUUUAAGGUUGUGCUCCUAGCAUGACUCCAAAUGCUAACAUAAAUACUGCUCCACAGAAAUAAGUAAAUCUUCUCUGUCUGUCCUUUCCAGGUCAGUUCCUGCUGGAGCAGUCUCGAUUGAGCGAGGCGGCGGAGAUGGCAGAGAGAGCUGCAGAACUGGACAGCUCAGAAUUUGAUGUUGUCUUCAAUGCUGCCCACAUGCUCAGGUUGGCUAAACUGCUGAUAUGAAACAGCAACAAAGUGGACUGAAUGAAUGUGCAGUAUGUUUGAAGACGUGUUGAAGUUUUGAAAAUCCUGUAAUUUAUGAGGUUUGCUCCUCUCUUUAUCAGUGUGGGUUUGUUUUGUACUGCUGCCAUUUAAUAGCCGUCUUCAAAUAUAAAUUAUACUGUUGUUGUAGAGUAGUAAAAGUCUUCCCAAGAGAAAUCACUACAGUGAAAACUAUUACUCUUGUUGUAUAUAAACAGCAGUGCAGCACUAGUUUAUCACAGAUAUUUUUGGAUCCGGGGCUUGUGAAGAGAACCACUGAAGGGUUUUUCCUUCCAAUUUUGGCAUUUGGUAUACAAACGGCAUAUUAGUCUAACUUAAAAAGUCAACUGAGUCUACAGAUGUCUUUUACUCUCUGCAACUCAAGGAAAUAUUGGAGCAAUGUGCCUUCAUUCCUUCUUGCUUUACAUUUCUGGAAAAGUCAUUACGGCUCUCAAGCAUCCAUCUCAAAGCAGCACCACAGAGGAUUUGUAAAAAGUUGAAAGUCUCAGGGUUUGGCUGGGGUUUAAUGUUUGGAAAUCUGAAUGACAGAUUUUCAUCUGGCUUCUGGUUCGAGUGGUUAUUUUCAGCUGUGACGGACUGUGACAUAAAUCUAAGGUGAUUAGGAUUAAGGUUUUACUCACUUGAUUUUAAACUGAGCUGCUUCACUGAUAACAGAGGUGUGCUGCAAAUGUUGACUUAUUUACAAACAAUGACCAGGAUUAUUUAGGAAUUCAUUUAAAAUCCACAACAGUAAAUCACUUUUGUAGUUUAGACAUUGGUGCUCCAAAAAAGGAUUUUACCCCAGUAAAAGUAAGGAUUUAAUUUGUAAAGUUUUAGGUUAUAUUUCUCUUUAUAUUGUCUCUUAUGUCUUUAUCAUAUUAUUUAUUUUAACUAUUCAACUCAGACCAAACCAAACAAAAUGUACUGCUUGCACUUUCAUUUUUAUUAUUUUGCUUAAGUUACAGUCUUAUAAAUAUUAAUUACCCUGUCAGGAAAGAACGAUUUCCUCGACUUUAUUAACUUUGGCACACUGAAGUCCGGCUCAUGCCCCCUUUAGAUAAAAUAGUACGUAUGGAGCAGAUUAGCUUUUGCUAUUUUUUUAAAACCAGCUGGGAUAUGAUAGAGAGUUGAAAAGAGUAGGUGUCUGUAAAGAGUCUGGCAUUAUAAAAACAGCAAUUUCUCCUCAUCACACUGUAACAAAUAAUAAAUAGUCAACUAGACAUAGAGAUGGUAAUCCCUGUAAUAUAGGUCAAGCUCAUUGGGUUAACUUACUGGUUAUAUUAAAACAGAUUUAGAGGAUUUCAUGUGUUGACAUUAGAGAAAUUAGAAGCCUUAAGCAUCUGCAGCAUCCUGUUAACAUAUGGACCUGAUAGUUAAAGCUCCUGCAAGGAGUUUUUAGACGUUUAUGAAUUAGGCAGAAAUUUAUACUGAUGCCUUUUUAAGAGGAUCUACUACAGACUGGCUUAGGGGGUCACUUGGGAAAUUUGGAAGGUUUUGCAAUAAAGAACAGGAGCCAGAGAACUGGGCACAAAAAAAAUCUAUAUUUCUUCAACAUGCAGUAAUACCUGUUUCUAUACUAGGCCAUUCUCAAAUCUUCUCAAAUCUUUGGCUUUGGCUCAUGUAAAACUUUCAAUUCUUGAUUUGUUUCAAGACUCACAUUUCUCACGUCAGUUUUUUUAAGAGGAACAAUCCCCAAAAAUGUUCAGUACUGAAAGUUAUGAAAAUAUUAAGAGUACAUCAGUCCCACAGCCUUAUAUGAGACACAGUGGUUAGUAAGAAAUGUAUCAUCUGCAUAAAAAUAAGUGUGGCACUUAAAGCCAAGAGGAUGUUUGCUUGAUUCAAAAUAUUUUAGACAUCAGAGUCCUUUUAAAUCGACUAAAUUAGUCUAACCAAAAGCGUUUUAGAGCAGUUAACAUCUUAAAUAAUUGUGUAACUUAAAUCAUGUCUAUUAAUAAGUUGUGGGACACAGAAUAACACUGUGAAGCACUCAUGAUGAUAUACUAAAAUGAUGUUAUUUUGACUCACUUCUCCUUUUGUGUCACUGUUUUCUUCAGACAGGCCAGUCUAAAUGAGGCAGCAGAGCGUCAGUAUGAGCGUGCAGCCAGCCUCAGACCAGAUGUAAGUACCUGGGCUGGUGGGCCUGUUAGCACUUAUCAUUUAAAUGCACACACACACCCCUGCACAGUAAAUUCAAUUUACAGCAUGCUAUGAAUUACCUAUCCUUCUGACACAGUGUUACAAUGUCAUUUAGCAGACGCUUUUAUUCAAGGCUAUGUACAUUUGAGAUAAAAAGGGCACCAAUAUUGACACUAUUUUAUACUGCUGUUGUUCCUGGCAAACAGUAAUGCAGCUGCAUAUAAAAUGGAAACUUUGUCCUGCUCAUAGCUGGGAGCUGGAGCCUCGAUGUACUUGUGAAAAUACCAAAAACCCAAAGACAGAAGAGUUCGGUUGAAUUACUUGAUCAUCUGAGUCUUGUGGGAUAUCAUGUCUCUCCGUGUCAGCACAUGUGGUUGAGGUAUCUGUGGCUAUUUUAUCCUGUUUGUGCCUUGUAUGAAUCUGUCACUUCAAAAGAAAGAGCGUGCUUUGGUCUGGGAGGGUUCCCUAGAAUCAUAGGGACCCCUGUGAUUUUAAACAAGACCUAGAAGGAGCUUCCUGAAGUCAUUUGUCAUGUUAAACCGCUCUGUGAUCGUCUGCUCGGUGACUUAUGCUGCCAGUCAGGACAGAGUGCCAGAUUCAUCUUCAUGCCCUUCACUGCUUUAAUAAUAUGCUUUCUACUGCCACACCCUUAAUGGGGUUUUGUCUGGUGUAUCCCCACAACCCUGAACUCUAGUGCCUCCUCAUAAACACCACCUGUCUAGAGGUAAAAUAUCCAGUUAUAUGGUUUCAUAAAUGACCCACUACAGCUGAAUUGGCAGAUACAGGGAAAUGUAUCCAAAAUGUAAGUAGAUGUAAGUAAUAAAUAUUCAACAAAUAAUUCAAAGGUUAGGGUUCAUUUCAACCCUUAAUGAUUUUAACCAUGCUGGUUAUAAUAAGCUGCUCUGUAAAGUCAACACUUAGUUCACCACUUCAAUCAUCUCAAAUCCUCUACAAGUAAAUACACACAGCUGUUAGCUAACACCAUUGAAGGCCCAUUUUGAAAAUUUGCUCUUCAUUUUGGAUAUCUUGCAGAUAACUUUCCUAAAGUUAAGGCAUGUUUCAACCAUUUAAUAAUUAUCACAACCAUUAGCAAAUUUAUCUACUGUUUAAGACAUUCAGCUAACUCUUUCAACUGUUUCAGCAACUUGCAGUUAGCUUAAAUCAUUUUUCAGUGAUUUUUAAAUUAUUUAAUUCUAGUUCUAAAAAGUCCAGGUUAACUCUCAUCAUGAUUUUAGCUUAAUAUGUAACCAUGAAAUAGCUUCUCUGCCAUUAAAUAGACUAAGUAAACAAUUCCAGACAUGUCAUUGCUGCUAGCUAAAUUAUGCUAUGCUGUCAGCAGUUGUCUGUUUAGCUAUUCAUUUUGAAUACCUUACAGCUAACUUUCCUAAAGUUAAGGUAUGUUUCAACCAUUUAAUAAUUAUUAAAAAUAUUAGCAAAUUUAUCUACCAUUUAAGACAUUUGGCUAACUCUUCAAACUAUAUCAGUGACUUGCAGUUAGCUUAAAGCAUUUUUCAGUGAUUUCUAAAUUAUUUAACUCUAGUUUUAAAAAGUUCAGGAUAAAUUUAAUCACAAUUUUAGCUUCAUAUGUAACCAUUAAAUAGUUUCUCUGCCAUGAAAUAGAUUAAACAAUUCCAGACAUGUCAUUGCUGCUAGCUAAAUUAUGCUAUGCUGUCAGCAGUUGUCUAUUUAGCUUGUCACCUUGCUGCGAUUUUAGGCAAAAGGUUCAAUAAUUUUGAAGCUUUACCUGUGACUUUAAACUACUUUUCUUCCUUUUGAUAGCUCUGGCUCAAUUUUAAACCACCUAUUAGCCUACUCUUCAACCACCUGCUGACUGUUGUGCUUUCUACGCUGCUAGCCAUAGUCUGUCACUGAGAAAUCCAAUUGUGCCUAUUUUAGCAAUUUAGUUAAACUAUUGAUCAGUUUAUUUAUUUCUUAUUAGUUUUAUUAGUCUAGAGAUUUUAUUACCUUGCUAAUUUUACUGCCAAUCUAAGUAUAUAAGCACACAAUUAAGCUAAUUUGGGUAAAGCUGGUAUUCAUAGCCAGUGGUACUCUGCAAGUUCGUUCUAGUUUCCACACACUCUACUUUUUUACUCUUUCAGCUAAGCUACUCCACAGUAUUUCCACGUACCCUCUUGCAACUGUAAAACUAUCCCUUAGGGAACAAGUGCUAUUUGGGAAUCACUGUUUUGGAGCACUUGCUCUUUUUAGAGAAGGUUUUGCUGUCUGUCUGUAACCUCUUCAAGCCUGAAAAAGGUUGAAAAAGAAAGCGCGGAGGACAAGUUAUCCUUUAGAAUUGCAGUUUUUAAAAUUUGUUUUCUGAAAACUAAGCUACCUCAAAGUCACAGUUUUUCAAAAUACAGUCCCAGGUUUACCUCAUGUGCUCAUUUAGACAUGUAGAGGACUCCAGUAGUAAUUUGUCAUGAGUAAUGCAGCUAUCGUCUUUGACAUUUUUCCCUGCACACGUCUGCACCAUGAAUCACAGUCUCUCAAUUAUCACCUACGUACAACCAAUAGUUCUCAGGUCGUGAUAAAUCCAGCACUAGCUCAUUGUGUUGGGAAAGAAAGUGAUUUUGUGCAUUUAUUCACAACUGAAGCACUUUUCACAUUAUUCAGGUUCAUCUCAAAUACAGCACAGUGUUUACUCAUGGUGGGAAAUGGAAAUUCUGUGAGUCACCAAGCAACAAAAAUGUGCUGCAAAUGUGGUGAGGAUGAUACAAUGAGCUCAUGGUGAAACUGUAAUCAUGAAAGCAAAUGAUGUUUCUGUUUACAGAGCAGUCAAACAAGCCCAGAUUGUUUGAAUAAAGUCAAAAUAAUUAAAAUCUAUUUUCAUGCUGCUCACGACACAUGACAUCACAUGAUGCACUAUUGUAACAGCUUGACUUUCUGGAUCUAAAAUAUGAAUCUCUUGGCAGAUUUUGAGUUUUUCAGUGAAUAAUAAUUGAGGAAACUGUCGAAAAACUGACGCAAUACAAAUCAGACACAAUAUUUUAUAUAUCCUCUACUAAAGAAUGGUAUUUUUAUGUGUUUGGGGAUGUAUUUGGUGUAGUACUUCUAAAGCUAAUGUGAUAAUGGUUCACUGGAGCACAGAAAAGCUGAAAAAUAGUGUUUACUUAGGGUGAAAACAAACAAAGAAAUGGAUUUUAUUCACAUUUAGUUGUCAAGAAAGAUUUAUUUCAGUAUGGUACCAAAAAGCAGAACAAGUGUUGCUAAUUUCAUUUGUUGCUCCAGAUAUGAAAAACAAACCCAAUAAAGGAAUGGCUUCUGCCAGCUCUUGAAAACCACAUUCAUAAUCUGUUUUCCAGCAUCUUUCAGGCCUUCAUUUAAAAUACUUCAACUCUGUUUUUACUCAUUUGAUACAUAAGGUGAGAAAAACAAGCCCCCACUCCCAGACGCUGGUUUUUUAACACCACUCGAGACGUGGAAUGUAAACAAGUGAAAUAUAAGCGCUGGGGAAAGACGAACAGUUGUGGUUUGGAAGAGAGGGAAAAUCUGUGAACCAGUUGCCAAGUUGCUAACCAUAUGUCAUGCAGCAAGGACUAGGGUCUGGGAAUGAGGCCAGAUUUGGGAGAUGAGGUGCUGUCGACUUUUGGGAUGAGAUUCUGGUGUGUUUGUUAGUAACGGCUUGCUGAGAGUCACGUCUAUGAUCUGGAUUUUGUAGAUUGGGACCCAAAUGGUUUCACUUUGCCACUUCAAAGGAUGCUGUUUUAUUAAAAAGAGCUCCAAAAACACACCUCCGAGUGGGCAUAUUACAUUUAUAACAUAUAAAAACUUAACACGCUCCCACACACAGUCUGUGGCUACCUAUUUGCACACUAUGGCUUUAUCAAAGGACACUCUGUCUUUACCAACUCCUGCUACUUUGAUGUGAGAUUUCAUAAGGGCUAAUGUAAUUCAUAUUUAUCCUCUUAGCCUUAAGCAAAUUUCUCUUAAGUCGUUGAAUUAAUCCAAUGUCCAUAUAAACCCUGGCAGCUCCUAAAAAGAGCAUAUGACUCACAUAAUUGGCACAAAUGUAGAGAGAGAAUAUCCCACAGUAUAACUUUGUUUCUAAGGAUCUUCUGAGCCCCUAAAUUCGAUUUACAGGGAUAUUCCAGCAUAAAAUUAAUUCAGGGUCAAACACACCAUAACACCGAGUUAGACACCCCCCCGAGUGAUGAAUGUUGCCGACCGCUUGGUUCUCUAGUUAUAUCAACUUUAGUAACAACCGCAGGAUAGCAAUACACAGCGGUCAGAGGAGCCAUAAACAAACCUCAUCCAAAAAGCCACUAAACAUUUUUUUAGCUUUGCCUUAUUUCUUUAGCAAAGAGACUAAACACAAUUCACCUACUCUCUUCCAGCAGCCACUUGUUUGUAGCGAGACAUCGGGCCCAUCCAUUACGGACUACAGCAGGGUGAUGGAGCUCAGGGAAGAACAAUUAUGAUCAUUACUUUGUCAUUUCCUUGAAGUAAUAAUCCUCAUAUAAAUCAUUUUGCACUGCAGACACAGAAGUUCUUCUGCCUUAGCGUAUCGGUCUGAUUGCAUUUCCAUGAAGAAAUGAUCAUAAAUGUUUUUCCUUGAGCUGUGUCCCCCCGCUGCAGUCUGUGAUGGACUGGCCCGAGGUCUUGCUAUUAACAAGCGGCUGCUGGAAGAGAGAAGGUGAGUUGUGUUUAGUCUCUUUGCUAAAGAAAUCAGGCAAAGUUAAAAAGAUGUUUAGUGGCUAUUGCUAUGGCUGGGACCCUUUAUGUACUGUUGAUGAAGUUAGGUGCUGUUCUGAGCAUUAUUUGCGGUUAUAGAGUGGCGUUUUGGUUGAGGUUUGUUUAUGGCUCCUCUGACCACUGUGUAUUGCUAUCCUGCGGUCGUUACUAAAGUUGGUAUAACUAGAGAAGCAAGCGGUCAGCAACAUUCAUCUCUCGAGGGAGUGUCUGACUCAGCGUUACAAUAUGUUUGACCCUAAAUUAAUAUUACACUGGAAUAUCCAUUUAAGAGCUUACACACAAAUUAUGAAAAUGGACACCUGACCACCUCACACCCAUGACUCUUCCUUUUCUGCUCAUUUGACCGUUUUUUCACCCUGUCUUUGCCCAGUACCCCGCUGCUCUGAUGAACCUCGGCGCCAUCCUCCACCUGAAUGGAAAACUUCCAGAAGCAGAGGCCAACUACCUGCGUGCGCUCCAGCUCAAACCCGACGAUGUCAUCACCCAGUCCAACCUGCGCAAGCUGUGGAACAUCAUGGAGAGGCAGGGACUCAGGAUCAGGCAGGGCAUACAGAAUAGCAACCUUUGAACUGAGAGACUCACCGCUGUCUUCUUUUAAUGAUGACACACUGUCCUCUGGAGAAUAAAGCAGGACGGGAUAUGAAAGAGCUGUGGGAUAAAAGCUCGCUCUUCGUGACGAAUUCUUUAAUGUCAUGGUCUGUGAUGGUUGUGGACGACAGUUUGAAGCUUGGCACGUUGAGGAUUCAAGGGUGUAGGAGUCAAGCUUUGUAAUACUUCACAGUGACGUUUGGUAACUCAAAAGACAGAGUGAUAUCAGCCGUGUGUUUGAGUUCAAACAAGUGAUGCUCAGUUGUGAAAUGAUGCACUAAAGUCAAAGAAGAUGACUGCAAAUUACAAUAUAACAAAGACCUGAAGACAGAAGUCAAACAUCAACUAUUUAUGAUUAUUUUAAGCACUUAAUUUAGUUUAAUUUGGAUGUAGCAAACCUAAUCCUUAAGAAAAAGGUAUCAGAAGAAUUUGAGGAUUUCCACUGACUAGGUUUUGAAGCAAUCAGUACUGAAGGGUGAAUUACAUUUUCCUCUAUGAUUCCUGUGAUUCUUUGUUCCCAGGAAUCCCAAGCUUUUGGCAUACAUGGUUUUUAGGAGGGCUAAUUUAUAUGUAAAAAUAAGCAUGUUUAAACCAGGAAGAGCCAGGUAAAAGUUAGUAAUCUAACCUGUCUGCAGAAGUUAAAAACAGCAAAAUGUGAGACAUCUAGAUUUCUGGAGCUGGAUGUCUUAAUUUUGAAAUGCUAUCUCACAAACAAAGAAAACAAGGAGAAAAAAAACAUUUUAAAAACUGAAGAGGUACAAAAAACCUGAGCUACUCGAGUCUUUAGGAGCUGCUCCUUAUUUCUGCUUUAGGCUAGCAGCUCAAGGCGACAUUACCUGCUACCGGCUUAACCCAGCUCAGUCUCUUGCUGUGUUUUGUUUAACUUCAAGGUUUGGAAGUUGGGGUGAUCUAUAACUCAGCUGACCAAAUUUAGUAUUGUGAGUUGAAAAGUUAAGUUUUCAUAGAGCCAGGUUAGCUAUUUCAAUACAAGUGUUAAAGUAACACAAGCUGUAUUUUGUGUAUACAAACACAGCAGGAAUAUGUCCACACAUGUUGGACAGAGCUCAGUACACAAGACUCUUCUGUUGUGUUCAAACAGACGCUCGCUGCCUUCCAAACAGUAGGCAGACAGUUUGGGUAAUGUAGGCGUCAUGAAGAAAGGAUGCAUUGAAUGAAAAAAAAGGUCUGGUUUGGCAGCAUGAGUGGUGUGCACUUUUUAAAAGGAUGUGAAAUUAAAGAUUUGAUUGAGAAUUGCCAUAGUAAACCAUGAUCCCUAAACUAUGAUUUAAAGCAUGCCAGGGAUUAGGCGUUACCAUUACAAUCAUUGCCAACCACUAAAAUGAAACAUAGAGUUAUGCAGAACCAGUCACAUUCUGUUGUUCAUAUCACUGAUGAGUGCAUUUCAACCAUUUAUUAAAAUUAUAAUCAGAUUUAACUCCUCAGCGGUGCCAAAGCUUGAACUGAGUUUUUUCGCCUCUCGUGCCAAGCAAGAACUGUCCUGUGUUGUUUCACGUGUCAAAUGAAGAUGUUUCACUUCAUGUGAUCAAACUUAAUUUAUUAAUCCAUGUUAUUUUAUGUGAAAAAGCCAACACUGUGCCAUCUCUGUCGCAGGUUUUCUUCACAUAGACAGGCUACAGAGGGUAACAUGGCAGUGACACUCAAUGUUUUUUUUAUGUAUAUCUGUAUUAUUUUCUCUCUGCUCAGGGACAUCUGCUUUUGAUUCCUGUCACAGAAAGGGAUUGUGACACAGAGAGAGCUUCUUAAAAAUGAUGUUACAUGUUUUUUGAUGAUCGUGAAGUUUGGUUAAAUUAUAGAAAACGUGUAGCUGAAAACGUGCCGUGUUUUGUAAAGAAAAGUGAACUUUUUUCCAUAAUAAAAACAUGAUUUUGCUCCCAGAAG
This is a messenger RNA of Xyrichtys novacula (pearly razorfish), 73658 nucleotides long. The record is from the annotation of a GenBank genome assembly. NCBI's taxonomy places the organism in Eukaryota, Metazoa, Chordata, Actinopteri, Labriformes, Labridae.